Podarcis lilfordi (Lilford's wall lizard) is the source of this 49469-nucleotide messenger RNA. Lineage: Eukaryota; Metazoa; Chordata; Lepidosauria; Squamata; Lacertidae. The record is from the annotation of a GenBank genome assembly.
AGCCAGAGCCUUGCAGCAGGGAAGAAAAGGCUGGUGAACACACACGCAGAGAAAGAGACAUAGACACAGGGGUCAAACGCUAAGCCCGUCCCUUUGGCUGUCUACACAGCCAGCCGUGGGUGGGGAAGGAGGAGGAGGAGGAAGGCGAAGACGCGAGCAGACAGAAGCCUUGGCGUCGCCGCUCGCCUGCAGAACUGGGAAGGGAGCGACUGCAGCGCAGCCACCUCGCCCGCGCUCCCAAUGGCUCCGGCUGCCGAGUGAAGCGAGCGACGAGCUCGGUCCCUGGCGGCUGAACACGCCUGGCGAGGCUGAAGGACGGAGCCGAGGGCGCAGUGAACGCCUCCAGCCAUGGCGGGGACGGAAGGCGUCACGGCAGGUAAUGGGGCUUGCGGGGAGGGUGGGCAGGCGGGGGCAGCGCGCCUCGCGUGGAGGGGGCUUGCCUUCGGGAAAAGCGCACCUCUCCAAAAUGCGCGUCGUAGGCGAUGCGGGAGGGGGGGGAGCCCCAGCUGGGAAGGCGCUGCGGGUCUGGGCUCGUGGGGUACGAGGGAGCGGGGCCGGAGGCAGGAGGGGGGCUGAGGGCCGCGAUCGACCCCCGGCUACAUCGUGGGAGCCGGAUGCCGGCGUCGCGGUUUCUCUCCGCCCCAUCAAGGAAACUAUCAAUAGCGCUGGAUCUUGGGUGGUUCUUGCAGGAGACCGUCUAGAUUCAGAAAUGAAGCCGAGUCUCUGGGUAAUGGAUGCGCAGUCCCUCCCAGAGGCAGGUAUUGCUUGGACGCCGCUGUGUCAGCAGCCUGAGCUGCAUAUCUGGAGGGUAUGUGCAGAAAACGCAAUGCACCCACAUGCAUGCAUGCAUGAGUUUAUGCACACGUGGGAUGUGGCAACGUUUUGUGUACGAGUCAUAUGGCGGCAGGAAGGGGCAUACUACAGGGGUCGACGUGUAAAUGUUGCUUUAGGAUUUGCUUUUGCGCAAAAGGCAUCCUUAAGGCAGGACUUCCCUUCAUUCGUGAACACACCUUGCACAGUAAUCAACACCUACCUAUGAAUUUGCAACGCGGCGCACGUAGGGCAGAGGAUGGUCGCAAGCAGCCUUUUAUAUUUGCGCGGCUGCUGCGCGUACGUCUGGAGACGCCUCGGUGUGCAAGUCCAGUUAACAGCCCAUGACUUGACUCCACUAUCCUGAGCCUCCGGGACCGUCUAGCCAGUAGGAAGUGGGCGGGGGCAAGAUCCUUGAGGAGGUGAUCUUGGGCGGGGGGGGGAUGCCUGAGGCUAAUAAUGAUUUUUUUGGAGAGGUGCUUUUUCUCCCUACUCCCACGCUUAGUUCCCCCACCCAGCCCCACUUCUCUUCCUUGCAAGUUGCGCUCCCAGAAGAGAGCAGGAGUUACUAUACUUGCAAAGUGCCUCCGCCCCGUUUCUGCAAAAGCCGGCCUGCCGUCACGUGGGGCUUCGGGGGGAACCGACUGCGCCAGAUGGGGAGGCGAAGCGGCCGACUAUAGGAUCCAGGUGAAAAAACAAUGCGGAGGAAUCCGAGGCGGGCACGUCCCUCGCCUCCGCGGCGUUUCUCUCUCUCUCUCUCUCCGGCCAGGCUGCAGGGAGGGGGUGCGCCCCAUCUCUCCGCAUGUGCUCUGCGGCUGGGCGGGGCACUGAGCCAGAGAUCGCCCAGGCUGGCAGUGCAGCGAAAAUUUCCCAGAAGCUGCGAUGGUCAGCUCCCUUCCUUGCUCCUCUGCCUCUUGCGGAUCUUUUCCAGGAAAAAAAAAAAGCGGGAGGGGCUUCUAAUUCUCAGGAUUCAGGAAGGAUAUGUAAGGGAGCAGACAGAAGCGACUGAGAUCAUGGCGAACAGGGAUUGGAAGCGGAUGGGUGGGAAACCUCAUUCUUCCAGCGGUUCCUUUUCAGGCUUUUUUUCCUCUUUGGGAAUCGGACACUAGAGUCGCACCACCCAAAUCGCCGACAGCCUCGCUUAGCUGCAGUGGCCGGUUCUUUCUCCCUCACUGCCGGGCCCUGCUUUCCCCCUAUUCCUUACUUAUAAGAGGGCAUGCCAUUCAGCACAGUGACACUGCACUUUGCACAGCCUCUGUGAGGUUACAAAGAGCUGGUCCGCAAGGGGACUCUUAGGAUGGCUUCAUUGGGUGCUCUGCCUUGCACUUCCACAGUAUGGGUGGCCGGAAGCUGUGACCCACCUGAUGUUGUAGAUAGCUCAGUGGGUAGAGCGUGAGACUCUUAAUCUCAGGGUCAUGUUGGGUAAUAGUUUCCUGCAUUGCAGGGGGUUGAACUAGAUGACCACUGGGGUCCCUUCCAACUGUACAAUUCCAAGAUUGCAGCUCCCUUCAGCCCCAGCCUGCAUGGCCAACGGCCUGUAUCCCGAGGGCCACAGGUUUUCCCGAUGUAAACCUAAACCAAGUAGAAAGUAGAGCAUACACCCCCACUUAGUAUUAUUUCAGCUCCAUUUUUUUCAACACUGGUCCAAACAGCAAUUCGGCUAGUAUAAUUUCUGGGUGAAAAUGUCACUGCCCCCACUUUGCAACUUGCAUAUGGUUGGUGGUGUGCAUUCCUUUCUAAGGGGUUAUCCGUAUUGCGCCCUCUUUCCCUUGCUCUACCUGCCAACCUGGCCCCUCAUGUCCCUGCCCCAUCACUGAAGGAGGCUCUGUUAAUGGUCCCCCAUGGCUCAAAUGCGCAGCUUGUAACUGCUUGGAAGCAGGGCAUUCAGUGUAGUGGUCCCCAGUUUGUGGAGCUCCCUUCAAACUGAGAUUAGACAGACCUCUUCGUUGUCAAAUUUCAGGUGCAUGACUAAGACUUUCUUGUUCCAGCAGGCAUUUUACAAUAAAGGUUUAUUGUUUUAAUUGUCCCAUUUCCCAUGGGCUGUACACCACUGAGAAGUGCAAAUAAUUAAGUAGUAUAUGCAUGUAUAUUAUUUAAUAGAUCAAGGAGAAGAGACUAAAAUGGGGGUGGGCAUAAUGGGCAAUUGGACAAGCCAAGGCCUGGCCCUGUUUUCUCAAGAUUCUGUGGUGUAGGUGUGGCUGGUGAAGAAUUGUGGGCUGCUUGAGGAUUUCUCAGAAGAAACCAGUGCUUCUUGAUUUCUGAUGUAUCUGAUGGGCUGGCUGGACUGAUAAAACACAAGCAGGUAAUAGUGACGCUUUAACCUGUGUAAUUUGCUUCGUGGUUGUGAGUUUCAUAGAAAAUGGGAAAUCCUUUGUCUUUGAGUCCUUAAAUUUGUACCUGUUUACAUUGUGGUGACAGUGUAAAGAGAGACUUAAAUCUCAAAGCCGCUUCAUCUGUAUGCAGCCUGCAAGGAAGUGGUGCAUAAUCAAGUUAUUUAAAUGCAGGGCACUUGAAGCAGGGAGGAAAGGACAUCAUUUACGGAAAGUGGAAUUGUGAAAAGUGGGGGGAUGGGACAAUCUUUAAGAUAGUUGGUUUUUAUUUGCUGAUAGUGAAGAGUGCUGGAAGCUAAUAAUAUCUAUUUACUUCCCGCAAAUUUAAAAGAGUGUUGCUCUUUUAAAUCUGUUUCCCAAAUAUCAAUUUGGAAAUUGCUCUUUUUUGGCUGAACAUGUUCAAAGCAUUAGAGAGAAAUGGCACUGGAGAAAUGAGAAAAGUGGAAAAGCUGGUUUACUCAGCUGUCAUAUGAUGGAUGUCACAUAUUUCCCCCCACAUGAUUGUUGAAUCUGGUAUAAACUGAUGCUAAAAGAAAGCCAAGUAGGAAGGCUUCUAUGGUAUUCAAGAACUUGAUUCAGUAGAGUACCCAUUUGUCAUAUAUGCAAUGCUGACGUCUGGUUUAUUCACUGAUAUACAUAGUGAACAACAGUGUUGUUGUUUAAAAAAAAUGUAAAUAAUGAUGUUGCAUUCUGAAACUGUUACAUGGCAGAACUAAUGGUGAUGAAAUUUGAUUGUAGUAAAAACUUUGCUACGAAGACAAAACUGCCUAAAUCAAACUCAAGCAGUAAAAGAUUGCAGCAGGCAUCUGCUAUUAAUUAUUUUUAUGGUUCCAGGUCCUACAGCACUGCGGUCUUUUGAGCAUAAGCCUCAGACAGACAGCAGAGUUGAUCCCCUGAAGCUUUAGAUACCACCAACCCAAAGAAGUGCAAUGCAUUUGGUUUGAAUGGUGUCUGUUUAGCAGAUCUUUUAGUUGAAACAUAGCGCUUACAAAUAUAGAGGUCCAGACUGUAAAAAAGACAAAGACAAAGAAACCUAGGGAAAACGUGUUUGGUCUGCCCUCUCCAGAAACACUGGAAAGUGUUGUGCGAUGCUUAUUGGGUGGUCUUCUGUGGGAGUGAGAUUCAAGGACAUCAGCUGCAGUGGAUCUCUGAAGUCGCAGCACAGAAAAGGAGUUUGCCUUGUACAAGUGAAAAAAAGCAAUUAGUAGCUUGCAGAAACUUUGAAUUGUUUUUUUGUAAAGGCAGAGUUGGGGAACUUGUUGCCCAGCAGCUGUUGUUAGAUUCAAGUGCCCAUCUUCCCUGAUCGUUGUGUCUACUGGCAGGGGCUGAUGGGAGUUGGAGCCUAACAACAUUUGGAGGGCCACAGUUUCCCCUUUCCUGCUUCCAAGCACAGGAGCCCUGCUGGGUGAUGGGAGAAGAUGCUCUCCUGCUGGAACAAAGUGGCAGAACUUCCUGUGAGAAGUAGCACCUCUGUUCCAAUAUACUGUCAGUUCCAUUGAUAUUAACUGUGGUGUCAAAGACUGAGGGGCAGGAUCUCAUCCACAGAUAAAGCUCCCUUCCCAUUAUUUCCCCAGAGUCUAAAUAGAAGCUUGAAUUACUGCUUGUGGGCCACUCUGGGGGCACCCCUUUCCACUGGGAACUAGGAUAGAAGGCUCUGGUGAGAUUUGUUGUUAGCCGCCCUGAGCCUGGCUUUGGCUGGGGAGGGCGGGAUAUAAAUAAAAUUUAUUAUUAUUAUUAUUAUCCUAUCAGAACUCACAGUAGGCCAGCAGGACUAAGAGCAACCUUCGGCCCUCCUAAUGUUGCUGAACUACAACUCCCAUCAGCCCCAGCAAGUAUGGCCAAUGGGCAGGGGUAAUAGGAGCUGGAGUUCAGCAACAGAUUAAGGGGUGGAAGUGGCAUGAUGAAUUGGUAUUAUGAAACAGUAGUGGGUGGGUGGGUUGGUAGGAUGCUGCUGUCACCUGACACCUGGUGGCAUUGCUGUUGCUUACUGCCUGGGAGAGGGGAAAGGUUGGUGUCCAAACGCACCUGUGGAUCCAAUCUGGAGCUCCUGCCAGUGAAUUUGCACUGUGUUCACCUUGGCCCCCCCCAUGGUAAACAGCAGCUGUGACGGACCAGAUGACGGUGAUGGCCCAGUACAAUGUCCACCACUGGAAGCAAGUGAGGCACCGCUGGAAGAGAUGCUGUUCUAGCAUUUGCCCUGGAUAUGUCAACAAAACAUCCCUGAGCUAGAAAGUAGCAUAGAGUUCCUCUAUCCUAAGGUUGCAACAGAAGUAUUCCAGUAUUCAAGCACAGAUCUUGUAUUUGCGCAUCAAGUCUCAUAAUGCAUAUCUGUAUGUUCCAAAUAUGAAAUUGACACUGUAGGAAGUGAAUCAUUGUUUAUUACAUUUAAUUAAAUGCGUUUACAAAGAAAGGUUUUAAAGGAACCGAAACCUUUUCAUUUAAGACCCAGUAGAACUACAGUGCUUUAUUAACAAAGCUUUAUUUCUUAUUUGGUCUGUGUACAUCUAAUCAAUCCUAUUCAAAUCUCCAGGAGUUAAGUGCUACAUAAUUUGGUGGGGCUUACUUUCAAGAGCAGGGACGCGGGUGGCACUGUGGGUAAAACCUCAGUGCCUAGGACUUGCCGAUCGCAUGCUCGGCGGUUCGAAUCCCCGCGGCGGGGUGAGCUCCCGUCUUUCGGUCCCAGCUCCUGCCCACCUAGCAGUUCGAAAGCACCCUUAAGUGCAAGUAGAUAAAUAGGUACCGCUGUAUAGCGGGAAGGUAAAUGGCGUUUCCGUGUGCUGCGCUAGUGCUGGCUCGCCAGAGCAGCUUCGUCACGCUGGCCACGUGACCCGGAAGUGUCUCCGGACAGCGCUGGCCCCCGGCCUAUAGAGUGAGAUGGGCGCACAACCCUAGAGUCGGACACGACUGGCCCGUACGGGCAGGGGUACCUUUACCUUUACCUUACUUUCAAGAGCAUGCUAGAUAAUUAUCCAUAACUGGUAAUAACAAUUGAUAAUAACUGGUGCAAUGGGCAGAAAGGAAAUAUGGGGCCACCACUGCUUAGGAGCAUCUAAAGGGAGAAAUGCCCAUGUUCUUGCUGUGAGAGUGUUGCAAGGGAGGCAGAGGCAGCUGUGGCAGCAUAGGUUGAUGGCAUCAAUGCACCCUGUGCCUGCGAUGGGUGCUUCUAGUGCAAGGGUGAGGAACUGGAUCUGACUGGUGGGUUGGAUCCAGACCCCUCCCAAGCCCAGCAGACCACUUUGACAGGUGGUUGAGGUCGCCCACUUCUCAAUUACUGAAGGGGAAAGACUCCCCGGACUAGGAACCUGAUCCACCCACAGUACCUCCAUCUUUUCAGGACAUUAUAUGGCACUUGUAAAAGUGCAGGUCCUGCAGAUUGAAGCGGUCAGGUUCUGAACUGGGGUAAUCCAAUUAAGAGAGUAGAGAUGCCCAUUCUUUAUGCAAGGAAUCUCCCGAAUCACUAUGAAGACAGUCCAAAAAAGGCUGAUUCAAGUUGCAUUGGUAUGGAAAGCACAUUUCACCCCAGGGGCAUCAAAAUCUAGGGCGGCGGUUACAGCAAUUACCAUUAGGAAGCAUUGUAACACUUUUGCAGGCUGAUCCUUUGCAUGCUUACUCAGAAGGAACUCUCAAUGUGUUCCGUGGGGCUUAUUCCCAGGGAAGUAUGCAUAGAAUUGCAUCUUUAAAGCCGCCAUCUCUUCUCUGAAGUUGUAAUCCUGUAUUGUAUACACUUACUGGGAGAAAGCCUGAUUGAACUCAGUGGGUCAUACAGUGGUGCCUCGCAAGACGAAAAGAAUCCGUUCUGGGAGUCUCUUCGUCUAGCGGUUUUUUCGUCUUGCGAAGCAAGCCCAUUGAUGGGAUUAGCGGAUUAGCGCUAUUAGCGGCUUUUAGCGGCUUUUAGCGGCUUUUAGCGGCUUUUAGCAGCUUAUCAGUUUAUCUGAUAAGCAGAUAAGCGGCUUAGCGACUUAGAAAAAGAGGGAAAAGGAAAAAAACACCCAGGAACUCGAAAGACAUUUUCGUCUUGCGAAGCAAGCCCAUAGCAGAUUCGUUUUGCGAGGCACCUCCAAAACGGAAAACUCUUUCGUCUAGCGAGUUUUCCGUCUUGCGAGGCAUUCGUCUUGCGGGGCACCACUGUAUUUCUCAGUAGACAUAUGUAUACAGUGGUACCUCAGGUUACAAACACCUCAGGUUACAAACACCUCAGGUUACAAACAGUUCGGAUUACAGACUCCACUAACCCAGAAAUAGUACCUCGGGUUAAGAACUUUACCUCAGGAUGAGAACAGAAAUUGUGGCGGCGGCAGCAGGAGGCCCCAUUAGCUAAAGUGGUACCUCAGGUUAAGAACGGUUUCAGGUUAAGAACGGACCUCCAGAACGAAUUAAGUUCAUAACCAGAGGUACCACUGUAUAGGAUUGUGCUGUAAAGUGUCUUUAUUGACCUCUGUUUUCAAGUGUGACUAUUUUUCCGAAGCUUUCAUCAAAUUGGAGUUUGUGGUUUUGAGCUAUUUCUCUGGGUAAGAUCUGUUCAUGCGGUUUUCCUGACAAAGAUGGUCUGCUCAUAACAUUUACUAUUCCCAAUAGUAUGUAGAAGCAUUUCCUCCUCUCAUUUUGGAAUGACACAAGCCAAUGGUUCUGCCAUUGUUCAUGAUGCAGCAGUUCUGAUGAUACAGGUAGUGCUAUAAAAAUUAGGAGGAAAGAGGGAUUAAAGACUGAGAACAAACCCAAUGCAAGUUGCUUUAGCAGCAAUUUGUGACUAUUAAAUCCCUAAAAUGAAAGAGCACUGUCGGUGCCAGCAGCUGCAGAGGAUCUCCAGCUUCUGAGCUUGCAUCUGUAAGAAAGUAGGAUGGAUCAUUCAUGUCCUGGAGGGCAACAUCGGUCUUCACUUCUUGCAGGAUGAUGGAAUAGCCACAAAGAGUGGGUAGUUCUUAUAGCAGGGAUGGGGUGCCAGUGGUCUUUCAGAUGUUUCUGGAUUAUAGCUCCCAUCAUCCCAGAGCAGUGGCCCAUGGUGGCUGGGGCUAAUGUGAGUUGGAGUUCAACAACACCAACCUUCCCUGUUCUUGUCUUAGAAGAUGGUGGAAUAUCUGAGGAGGCUUUCAGCCAUGGGCUGAAGCGGUCCUUUCUGCUUUGUGUUCACAUUACUGUGCGCCAUCAUCUUUGCACAGAAGGAGCAGGAGAUUUAACCAUGUGAACCUAUACAGGGUGAUUCUAACCCCCACAUUUAUUCAGUGGGACUUGCUUUUUUCCAACUGUACAUUGGAUCUCCAACCUGGAUGACAACAAUCCUGAGAUUGCUUCUAGGAAGCAAGUUUCAAAGCUCUGCAAAUGAAGAAUGCCAUAAAAAUAAGAUGAAGAAAUACGGUUUUGUUAAGAUCAGCCUGACUGCAUUGAUGCACUGGAAGAAACUAAAUGCUUUUUGACCACAUAUGAAAACUCCCAAAUAAAUAAUGACCUUUAGAUUUCACUGUGCAGGCUACUGAGGACUUGAUGAGGCAAAAGCAGGGAAAGGGGAAAUGCUGUCCUGGCUGCUUGUUUCUUGGAUGCAAAAGCCUCUUACGGCAGUGCAAGCUUUAAGCAGUACCCCCCACUGUUUUGAUUACAGGAUGUGUGCUCCACUGUGGUGUCCAUGGAAACCCCAGAGAAGAAAGGUGCAAUAUUAGCUAAAUUAAGCUACGCUGGAAUACAAAUCAACCUCUUCCUUCUUGAGAGGUGUUAAAAAUAAAGUAGUAACAGGCACAUGGCAAACAUCAUGUUUUUCACACAGGUUUCAAUAUUUGUGAAAUUGUCAUAGUCGGAGCAUCAAUGCAUCAUAGUCCAUGAACUGAGUCAUGUUCAAUCGCGUGUGGCUUUGCAAUGUGUGAUAUGUGCCAAAAGAAAUACAGAAUUGCCACGUUGUUGCCUAUCUGGGCAGUUUUUUUCUUUUAGAAAUAGCAGCUGUGUCACUUCUCACAAUCCAUGUCAUGCAGGGAGAGGGGACUGAUGCUUUCCUCUCAAGCCAUUCCCCCCUGCCCCAUUCCCUCCCAGAAUUACUGUUUCCCUGGAGAUGCCAUUGCAGGAAAGAACAUCUUUUCAGGGCUAUUAGCAGCAUGGUCAGCAGGUAAAUGGACGCUCCCUAUGCACUGCUAUUUCAGCCUGAUUCUGAUCCCUGCUGCCCCAGCUUGUAUUUCUGAAAGUAAAAGAAACCUGGGAUCUAUAACCAUGUGGCAAACAUAUCCAUCUAAUCCAGUUAUACGUUCCAUGUUUAGAUCCAAAUAUUAGGAGAGAAGUCUUGUUAGAAACCAAUGCAGUUCUUUUCAAAGAGGUAAUAAUGCCUUAGACCCAUCUUUCUACAUGUCAAAGCAGAGUUAAUUCCCUUCAUCAUGUCCAGAUCAAGUUUUCUGCCUUUAGGGUUCUUUGGUACCGUGUUAAGCAUGGAUGUGUCAGUUUCCCCGUUACCUGUCAAGAUGGGAUUCCAAGCUUCAAAAUGGUUCCUCAGAUUUCUUCCUUGCAAGUUGGGAUCCCCGAGUCAUAUCCAAUAUACUUCAUUUAAAGUUAGGACUUUUUUCAAGGUGAAACAAUGUUGAUUUUUGCCAUUUGUUUGUCAGGGUUUGGGGAGAGAAAAAAUUAAACAGCCAUCUUGGUUGCAUGACAUCACCACUCUCCAACCAGUGCAGUUCUUAAAUUACCUACAAAAAUAUUAUUAUACAGUGGUACCUCGGGUUAAGAACUUAAUUCGUUCUGGAGGUCUGUUCUUAACCUGAAACUGUUCUUAACCUGAAGCACCACUUUAGUUAAUGGGGCCUCCUGCUGCUGCCGCACCACCAGAGCACGAUUUCUGUUCUGUUCUGAAGCAAAGUUCUUAACCUGAGGUACUAUUUCUGGCAGAUCUGUAACCUGAAGCGUAAGUAACCCGAGGUACCACUGUAUCCUGAAGAUGGUUCUUCACAGUUAUAAAAGAUCAGUCAGAUAACCUGUGAUCCAACUCCAGUUUCUCUACUUAACUCCCUCUGAGCUGGAAAAGAGGGAUGAGGCAUGCAAGACAUUCCAAAAUAGACAAGUGUCAGGUCAAGGUAAAGUCCAAGUCCAGGACUCUAACCACUACACCACACUGGUGCAGCAUGCAACAUUUGCACUAAGAAGUUUCCAGAAAGAGCUUCCAUCUCUGCUGCCAUUUGCAUUUCACUCUCUGAAUCAUUGGCCAUAUGCUUAGCUGCCUUUGAAGACCAGUCAAAAUGAAUUAGUUUCAGUUCAUUUGUUAUUAGAAGAAUGUAAUUUAAUUGUCAAAUUUAAAUAAUUAUGUCAUUAAUAACAGAGACAAGUAACAUAGCACUGAUGUCUUUAUUUCUGUGACUGUUUUUGUCACAUUUAACAAAGUUCGUGUCAUGAACUAACAUGCGUCUUUUUCACUUGUUUAUCUGCUCUGAAGAACAUUCAGCUGACUAAAAGGCUCCUCAUAUUUUUUUUCAGAUAUCGCUUCAACAGCUGCCUAUGCAUCUCCAGCUAGAAGUCUGGGAGACCCAGGGAUAACACCUCUGUCCCCAUCCCACAUUGCGGUGAGAAAUGUAGCCUAUAUAUUACUGGUAUUAUUUUCUCCCCAUCCAUGGCUAAGAGUUUAUUUUAUUUCUUUUUAAAAAAAAAAUAUCUAUAAACCACACUUUCAUAUAAAAAAAUCACAAGGUGGGUUACAGACUAAAAUGAUAGCAUUAUAGUAACUGGGUUACCUUGGGCCAGUUAGUCUCUCAGUCUAGCCUCCCUUGCAAGGUUGUUGUAAGGUGAAAAAUUGGGAGGGAAAGAAUAGUGUAAAUGUACGAAAUGUAUAAAUAAACAAAGGUUGAGUUUGCUGCAGGCAGAGGAGAACUUUUGGGAUAGAUCCUUUUUGCUACUGUCCUGAAGCUGAGGAUGAAAAUAGUUUGUGUCAGCAGCACUGACCUUCAGUCUAUCAAGGCCUGGAAUAGCAGACCAAUGUGGUAAUGUUCUAGACUGAGUGAUAGCGUUGCAUGACAAGGCCAAGAAUGUUCUGAGCUUGCAAAAUUUCACAAAGUCAGGCUUAAUCUUCCACAGAGAGCCCUAUUUUGACAUUUCGUGUGGCUUAGUUAACGAUCAUUUACAGUUUUUAUUGUGAUGGUGAGUGAGAAUUAUGCUUCAUGCUUUGUAUAUAACUUCACAAUUAUUUCAAUGCCCUUUUUUCUCUAUGAAAGUUCAUUUCUCAAAUGAAAUUUCAUUCAAGCUAGAGACUCCAUAAGAACAGAUGUUUCUUCAGCAGCAGCCAACCCCAGACUGAGCUUUUAGUAGAAGUCUUGCCUGGGAGGAGCCCUUUUUAUUUAAAUGGACCCAGCCUGCUUUAGUAGUUGGUGGCUCUGGCAGAACAGGGGCACCUGAGGUGGAGACAGAGAAAGGCAGCACAGUCUCUGUAGGCCAGAGAAGUAAGGGCACAUCUGGGACUGAUCCUGAAGGCAAUUCCUAUUCCCAUUCAGAAUCCAGAUCACAUCCCCUAAAGACUGAUCCCAAGGUCCUUCUCUCUGAGUAAUGUCUACAGGCUCUUAGGAGGAGGUAAAGAAGAUACAGUGGUGCCUCGCAAGACGAAAAGAAUCCGUUCCGCGAGUCUCUUCGUCUUGCGGGUUUUUUCGUCUUGCGAAGCAAGCCCAUUAGCAGUUUAGCGGAUUAGUGCUACAGGGCUUAGCAGGCUUAGUGGAUCAGCUGAUAAGCGGCUAACGAUAAGCUGAUAAGUGGCUUAGGAUCAGCUGAUAAGCGGCUUAACGAUAAGCUGAUAAGCGGCUUAACGAUCAGCUGAUAAGCGGCUUAGCAUCAGCUGUUAGCGGCUUAGCCAUCAGCUGAUAAGCGGUUUAGCGGCUUGGGAAAAAGGGAAAAAGGGAAAAAAACCUGCAGGAACUCGCAAGACAUUUUCGUCUUGCGAAGCAAGCACAUAGGAAAUUCGUUUUGCGAAGCACCUCCAAAACGGAAAACCCUUUCGUCUAGCGGGUUUUCCGUCUUGCGAGGCAUUCGUCUUGCGGGGCACCACUGUAAACAUUUCCCCCACUCAUGGCAGGUUCUGAUUUGAAGUGAGUUACCUUAUACGUUAAAAGUACAUUGAUUUAAUAACUACACGCCAUUGUGAAGCUGGAGCUUGCUGUUGUGUUUUUCUCACUCUUUCCUGAAAUCAGUGACUGACCCAUUUAGCUUGCAGAACGUACAAAGAAUUUUGAGUGCAGCCAUCAUUCUUCUGAGGCAGCAUCACAGUCACAAAAAUUAAGUAUUGGCUUAGUGAUGUGCUAAAUUCCCAUUCCAGCUAGCAUCUGGGGCCUGAUGGUAUUUGGGGAUUGCCAAUUUCUGUCACUCCAGAGGAGAUUAUUAGUGUCGUGUUUGGCAUUUAAAUAGAGCUUGCAGCCCUUCCUUGAAAUCACAUAACAGCAAAUAUAUUUCUGUUCUUUUGACAGAAGGACUCUGAUGCAAAUGACGCAGAGGAGCAGUCCUAUCCUGUUGUUGUGGCUAUAGAUUUUGGCACGACAUCCAGCGGCUACGCCUACAGCUUCACCAAGGAACCAGAAUGCAUUCAUGUAAUGAGGUAAAUGUCACCAGUGCAGCCUUAUGUGCAUAGUGAGUGCAGGGCCUGUGAGUAUACACCAAGGGUGAGGAGCUCUUUUCUGUGCAGGGACCUCUUUCCAGUGUGGGGCAGGGCCAGAAGGAACGGUGUGCAGGGCAAGAGAGGCUACUCUUACCUUUUAUGCAGGAGGCAGCAUUCUAGCCAAAAGCAGAGGAUUCUACACUGACACACACCUCUCCAUCCUCCAUUCAGAUAAGCAAGAGGAGUUACCAUAGUUUAAGGACACAUUCUAGCCAGAAAACCACAUUUGCCCAGGGCAUAGGUGUGUGGUUUAGAAGGGUCCAUGGCCUGUGGACCAGAUAGAGAAUCCUGUAGGGCAGCAUUUGACCCUAGGGUCUGAGGUGCCUCGCCUGAGCAGCAUUUUCGCCACUUCAAAACAUUAGCUUAAGAAAACCCUGUGGGAAGGUCAUCAAAUGGUUGGCAGUGGAACUGCUGGGAGGUUGGGGUGGUGAAUGUAAUAUCCAGGCUAACUCAAGGAUUGUGAUGUGAGUGCCAGGCAAAGAAAGAAUUCCAUUACUGGGCCUUGGAAAUAUGAAAUGUAUUUCACUGAAGAAAGAGUUCAGAAUAGCUGGGUAGUUUGGGGCAAUGGGCAUUUUAUUGUCUUGCACUACCAUAGUGCCUUGCCUUCCAAAUGCUGUACUGCAAACUGAUAGUUGCAGGCUCAGGAAGUUAGUAAAAUGCAAUCUGUCCGAUCCAGUCAGCAGAUCCAGCGGCUUCUUCUCUUUCAGCUUUGUAACAAGAACAUUUGGGGGAGACAAUCUCAUGAGCGUGUUAAACCUUCACAUCUUUAUCAAAUGUGAAGCUUCACAUUUAAACUGUAACAUACAAGCUGCGUGAUGACUGGUAGUGUAGAGGGUAUUUUAAAGACAAUAUUGACAUUAUUAGAAUCAUUAGCAAUAUAAUAUUUAUGUACAGGAAAUGACAUUUCUAUCUGCAGUGCUCUUGAGAAAUCUCAAAGUUAUAGCCCUGCUCUUUUCAGUUUAAAAAUGGGCUGCUUUUCCUCCUGGUGUAUAUCAAUCCUUUUUCUGAUAUUUCCUUUCCAGAUCUUUUUUUAAAAAAUUAAAAAAUGCUUCCUUGUCUUUAGUUGUUAAUACAGCAACAGCAUAAAUCAAUGAAGUGAGUCACGCAGACAGAUAAUCGAGUGUGAAGCUUACUGUGCACUGACAGUAGGCAAAUGAGAAAUCGCGAAGCCAACCAAAAUCAUGGAAUCAUAAAGCUGGAGGGAAAUUCAAGGGUCAGUAAUCCAUUCCACUGCACUAGCCCGAUUUGUUAGACCUAAAUAAUUCCUGACAGAUGCACAUUCACUCUCCCGUUCCAAAAAAAAAAAGAAGGGGGGGGGAUACACCUUCAGGGAAGAUUUUAUGACUUUCCCAGACAACUUGUUUCAUUCUGCCAUAGCAUCCAUUGGCAAUGCAAGGGCGAAGAUUGGACAGCAGUGUCGCGCUCUGUUUCCACCAGGGUCAAAAAGUUUUCUCCUGUCCUCUGGAUUCACCAGCUGCUGCUGGUCCUGCAGGGAGGGGUGGGGGUGGGGUAGGAGUGUUCUGCAUUGUCGUACCAGAUGUGCUGCCGUUCAUGCAACCAGCAAUUGUGGGAAUGACUUUUUAAAAGUAAAUUGCAGGCAUGGGACCUUGAGUCCAAAUUAAGGCCCUGGCAUGGGGAAUUUUAACACUUUGCCCUCCACCCCCGACUGCAACCACAUUCUGGAUUGGCGGGUCCACACCUGAUAUUUUGUGUGAGGGAAAGCCUCCCUUUAAGAAAGCUAUGCACACAGUCCUCUCAUCCAGUUGAGCCUGACCUUGCAAAGAACCAGAAGAGAAAGCGGAAUCCUUCUUCUGUUGCUUAACAUUUCUUUAUUACUAGCAGAAUAGUCUGCAGAGAACAGAAGAAGUCCCUAUCCAGAGUUCUCCUAGUCUACAUUAAGGAUGAGGCGGUGAUGCUCAGGGUUGGUAAAUGUGCAGUGGGGAAGAGAAUCAGGAAAGUACAGAGGUCCAGAGAUGGUGAGGGAUAGCUGUAGCUCAGUAGCAGAGCACAUGGUUUGCAUGGAAAAGAUUGCAGGUUCAAUACCUGGUCUCUCUAGGUAGGGCUGGAAAUGACUCCUGACUGAAACUGCAGAGAGUCACUGCCCAUCAGCGUAGACCAGGGGGUUGUCAACCUGGUCCUUACUGCCCACUAGUGGGCUUUUCAGGAUUCUAGUGGGCGGUGGGGGGUUCUACAGCACAAGCUGAAUCCUCCUUCCAUCGAGCAUUGGUGGGUGGUAAGGAAAUUUUACCAUCAAGAAAGAUGCAUUAGUGGGCGGUAGGUGUAAAAAGGUUGACUACUCUUGGUGUAGAUCAGGCAUAGGCAAACUUGGCCCUCCAGAUGUUUUGGGACUACAACUCCCAUUAUCCCUAGCUGACAGGACCGGUGGUCAGGGAUGAUGGGAGUUGUAGUCCCAAAACAUCUGGAGGGCUGAGUUUGCCUAUGCCUGGUGUAGACAGCCCUGAGCUAGAUGGACCAAGUGGUCUGUCUUGGCAUAAGGUCCCAGAAAGGUUUUACUGAAAAGGUGGGUACAGUGGUACCUCGUGUUACAAACACCUCAGGUUACAAACACUUUGGGUUACAGACUCCGCUAACCUGGAAGUAGUACCUCUGGUUAAGAACUUUGCCCCAGGAUGAGAACAGAAAUCGUGAGCUGGCGACGCGGUGGCAGCAGGAGGCCCCAUUCGCUAAAGUGGUACCUCAGGUUAAGAAUGGUUUCAGGUUACGAAUGGACCUUCGGAACGAAUUAAGUUCAUAACCACAGGUACCACUGUAUGUGACAAGCUAGCUUGAUAAAGAGAGGAACAACUCUACCGUCGGAAGCACCGUGGCCUAAAACAUGCCCUUUAGGUUCUCCUUCCUUGCUAUAAUUAAGUCCAAAAGUUCUGCUAACUAACGUAAACAGGCAUUGCUAUGCUAUUAAUUUUCAUCAGUGGAAUCCUUUCUGGAAGAAUUUUCUUCGCUUUUAACCUUUGCACGUCAUCAUAUAAUGAGAUCUAUACGGAUGGCUCACUGCAGCUUUUGGUGAGCUCACAGAUAUGUAUUCACCGGGGAUCACAGACAUUUAAAGCCCUAUUUCCCAGUAGGGUUAUCUUCGUCUACAUAAAUAUCACUAUGAGUUAGAGGCUAGGUCUACCAGAACAUGGCUUGGAAGGAAAUAUUCCUGUAAUAACAAAACAGCAGCAUUAGAUACAUUUUUUAAAAAAUGAAACAUGGCCCUAAAGGCACAAGACUCCUUCAGUUGAUAAUCCUAGCCUAGGGCUUCCGUUCCAUGCCAACAAUAAUAUUCUGUAAGAAAUGGGCAUAUUAAGAAUAUUUACGCACAAUUUGUUCUUCUUUUCCUUAUCAUACUGUGGUGUAAAGGACUGAAGUCUAAACCGUGGUCUACCCCCCAAAUCCUCCUCAGCCCCUUCCCUCUCCUCUUUAAGAUGUCAUGGUAAAGGUAAAGGUACCCCUGCCCGUACGGGCCAGUCUUGGCAGACUCUAGGGUUGUGCGCUCAUCUCACUUAAGAAGCCGGGAGCCAGCGCUGUCCGAAGAUACUUCCGGGUCACGUGGCCAGCGUGACAAGCUGCAUCUGCCGAGCCAGCGCAGCACACGGAACGCCGUUUACCUUUCCGCUAGUAAGCGGUCCCUAUUUAUCUACUUGCACCCAAAGGUGCUUUCGAACUGCUAGGUUGGCAGGCGCUGGGACCGAGCGACGGGAGCGCACCCUGCUGCGGGGAUUCGAACCGCCGACCUUUCGAUCGGCAAGACCUAGGCGCUGAGGCUUUAACCCACAGCGCCACCCGCGUCCCUUAAGAUGUCAUGAGGCAUUGCAUAUUUUCACCCUCAUCUAUGUAUCCUGCUAUAUUGUAUAAAGGGGAGAGGGAGAGAUUAUCUGGCAGCUGAAUUGUAUGUCUGUGUACUGGUUUGUAUAGUGUCCAGUGCAAUCACUGAAUGCACACAGCCUUGCUGUAGCAUCAGAUUUUGGGCAUCCAGUGUGUACUACAAAUUAAAGGAAUUGUGUUUUCCAAAGACUAAAUCUUUGCAAAUAUUAGCCAUGAUACCAGUGAGAUUACUGAUGCUGAUGGAACUAAAGUUCAAAGAUGUUCAUCCCAGAAAGGGGUCUAAUGCAGAUUCUAUUUAGGAAGGAAUAGAUGGCUGUCACAGUUAUUCAACUCGUAAGUGCACUUUCUAUUAACAUAACACUCCAUGAAUGAGUCAAAAUUACAGUCAUUAAGGACUCUCAAUCAAAACAGUAUAUUUCUUCUUGCAUUGAAUGUGCAGCUGGUGCGUAGGAUUUAACAAGCAGCAGUUUUGGUUCUGUCUCUGAACAAUCCAGUUUAGAAUAGAUGCCCUCUUACCUGGGUUCUUCCCUUCUCUCUCUCCCCCCCCCCCCCCCCGAAUAUCAGAAGCUCGUUCAAAUCUAAUUAAAGUUUGAAAUCGGCCAUCUUAAGGUAAUGUCAUUUACCUUUUGAGCAAUAGGAUUUUUGUACAUUCUGGUGACUACAAACUAACUCACUCAAUAUACUUGUAUCCCUAAAAAAGGAAUUAAACAUGGAAUUGUCUCUAACAUGGAAUCAGCAGUUUAUAGAAAUGUCUAUAACAAUAAUUUUAUAGUAUCAAAAAGAAGAAGAAUGUAAGAGUUUUGAAAAUCAGGAACUUUUGAAAAUCAGAUGGUACAAAAUGAAUUCCUCAUGUGAGUGGGAUCUACAACAGUUAAAUUUUAUGUAUUUAUAUUAUUUUUGUUAGCUGCCUUCACUAUUUUUCAGAAAGAUGAAAUACAGAUUGAAUAAAUGUCUAAAUCACUGCAAGGCAGGUUUUUACAUACAUAUAGCAAACAAGGGAGAAGUGAAUAAGUUUUAGUAAAAAACACCACAGAAAUAAAUAAAUAAUAAUGAAAUAAAUAAAAAUAGAGAUGACUUGGGCCACAUUCUGUACUCAUAGCAUUCGAUUUGUAUAAGCAGAUUGCCCAGACGCUGUAGCUUAUGACUCCCAGUUAGAGCCAUUUUGAGAUGCUCCAAAAUAUAGCCAGUGGACCUGGUCUGAGAUCUGUAGCCCCAAAUAACAGGAAGAGAAAUCAGGAGCUUGCCUUCAUAGAGAUAGUUCUCAAGAAUUGGAUGUAAUCAUUCAGCAAAGCUGAUCUUUGCAAGCAUGGAGACUUCAUUCCUUUGCAAGACUGAAUGCACAUUUGUAAAAGGGGAAUUCAGAGGCUGGGGACGGAUGAUACUGUAUAUACCCGGGGAACUUCUUGUACUUUUUGUGGUGCUGAGAGUGAUGAAGCUCUGGUGUGUUAGAGUGCUUUUCCUAUUAAUGAUUUCACUAACUAAACCAAAUUUAAAGGCUGUGAUAUCUAGCUCUCUGGUGCUAGUGCAUUAAUGAUGAGUGAAAAGUGACAGUGAAAGCAGCUGGAAGACAAUCUGUGCUGGAUGUUGCAGAAGUGGCUCUGUGCACACUGCCAGGAUUUUCUUCAGGCCCCUUAACAUCUACCCAUCUAAAUCUCAUUCACUUUCUCUCUGAAGCUCAUUAACAGUGUCACUACUUGGCGUAUUCAUAUGCUUCCAGCCAGAUUCAUGAGUGCUGAGGAAAAGUCAGGCUUCUGCAGCCUGCUUCAUCCCUUACAUGCUUCUCCAGCAAACCUGAAUAGAAAAGCCCUGUCAAUCAUGCCAAAGGUCUUCUGGUCCAGCAUCCCUUUUCUCCCACUGUGUCUAGAAAAACCAGAUGACGCUCCAUUAAAAAGGGAGAUGGAAAGCUCAAAAAUAAAGACUUCAGUGUCCCAGAACAUUGUAAAAUGCAUUUCUUCUUCCAUGGCACCUCAAAUAAUAAUAAUUGUACACAAAUACAAAUUAUAUAAUACAAUACUAUUAAAACAAAGAAUCACUAGUUAUACUAUCUGUUGUAUAAUUGUUUUAAUAGUAAUAUAUUGCAUCAAAUACUCAAUUGAUGAUGAUUCUCCAAAUUAGAAAUAAGCAACAAUUUAACAGUUAUAACGUUGAUUUGUACUGAGUACAACAUUCAUUGUUCUUAUUUGUCGUGCCCUUGAAGAUUAAUAUUUUGAAAUAUGUUGGGCCAGUAACAUAUAGAUUUUUGUGUACCCUUGAGAUUUCCUCCCCCACCCCCAUUUUCUCUUCUCCAGGCUUGUUUGCAUGGAAUGCUAACCAUGGUUUAUGAACCACGGUUUGGUUAACCAUACUAAACCAUGGUUUAAUUGAUCAUCUGAGCAGUUUAACCAUGGUUAAACCACACAUGUCCAUGAAGGUUUGUUAGUUUAUAAAUCUUGGCUAUCAUUAAAUAUUGCAUGCAAACCUGAAUCAUAUCCUUAGCCAUGGUUACGGAGCUGUCACCACCCUAAAGCUAUGCUUUGAGUGAUCAUCUGCAACAUGCUUUUCAUAAUUUUUCUGAAUUCCCCCUUUUUACCUGUACAUACCUGAUUUUAUAAAGCUGUUUUACUAAUUUGAUGAGCCUGUUUUAUUGUUUUUUGUGAUUUUUGUAUACAACUUAGGGAUGUAUCACUUAGGGAUUUUUAUAAAAACUAUUAAGUGAUUUAGAAAUGCUUUUAAAUAAAUGUAUACACUCCAAACAGCUGUUGUACUCUCUGGGCUGCAUGUUAAAAUAUCAUAAAAUUUCAUUGAUUUUAAGUCUUUUGUAUUUUAGGCGAUGGGAAGGAGGAGAUCCUGGUGUGUCGAAUCAGAAAACACCAACCACUAUCCUUUUAACUCCAGAAAGAAAAUUCCACAGUUUUGGUUACGCAGCCAGGGAUUUCUAUCAUGACCUAGAUCCUAAUGAAUCAAAGCACUGGUUGUAUUUUGAGAAAUUUAAGAUGAAGCUUCACACAACUGGUGUAAGUAGCAAAUGAAUUCUAUACUUUUCCCUAGGGAUAGGGGAGAUGUUUGAGUCAGCUCACAUUUAAAGGCAAACCUACGUAAUUUGCACCUUCUAAAACAAUAUAGCUGUUCUUCAAAGCUUUCAUAAACAUGGCUUAUUGGGAGAAUGUCACAAUAAAAUGCCAAGGAAUUUUCAGGAGGACUGCUUUGUGGGGUCGGAAUGCAAACUGGUAUGGAAGUGUGGAGAAGUGAACUUAAGAGUAGGAAAUUGAGAGAAACUGAAGCUGACAGAUUUGCUCAUUUCUGCUUCUGCAUAAAUAUUUCUUUUUCCUGGUGCUAGGCAGAUGUUAUCAUAAUGCACGCAACAUUCUAGCUAAGCUUUGUUUAAUAUGUGAAACUGGUAACUUAAUACUUUUCUGCAGUAUUUUUCUUUUCCCUCUAUCUGAAAGGUUAUUUAGCCUUUUAAAAUUAAUACCAUUCAUGUCACCACCAGUUAAAUUCUGUUUCGCUUCACAAGCCAUCAACACAUCAUGUCAUGCCUGGAGGUGGAAUUUCCUUUAAUACAGGCAGGUUGCAGGAAUUCUCACUGAUAUAUGUAGGGCUGGUUCAGACUUUCUGUGGCAGAUGUGUCUCCCAGUGAACAUCAUCAAGUAUGAAGGAGACAUAAUGUCUUGGCAGAAAAACAGGGGCAGGUAGGGGCCAUGGAUGGCAGUCAGCUAGGUUUUACUCAGAGUAGACCAUUGAAAUUAAUGGACCUAACUUCAUCAUGUUCAUUAAUUUCAGUGGGUCUACUGUUACUAAAGUUUAGUUGAAUUCCACUCCAUAUCCUCGUCUACUACCACAUUUAGGCACAUCUUAUAUCUUACAGCAUUCACUAUGUCAAACACUGGCAUAUGCAGAGCUAGUGUAUCUGCUGUAUGAAUAAUAAUUUUGCAUUUAGUGGGCAUUUAUAUAGGACAUUUCAAUCAUGUUUAUCUUGUGAGAAUGUUAAGGAUAAUAGGGAAGGAUAUAUUGAAUAAGUAUUAUCCUUCCCUCACUCACGCUAGUGAGUGAUGUAGCAGAGCAAAUUCCCCUCAAUAUAGCUGGAAGCUAUUUUGCAGAUUUGUUUGAAUCUCUUAGUUAUUUCCUGGUGUCCCCUUUAAUCCCUCUUAAAAGAAUAAAGACACAAGAGUCUUUUUUAGUAAAGUAACAAAAAGUUUACUCACAUUUCAGCUCACGAUAUGAUCCCUGAAAGGAAGGCUUUACUUAGUGGUUACACAACAAAGUGUGAGUUCAUUUCCUAUGGAGACUGAACUCAUGUGCUGCUGGCUGAGAGCCUGCAGACAGCAAAUUUAAAUUAAUAUAACAAAAUGGCUGCAGGAGAACAGCAUGGCAGCAAAAGAUAAGCAAGCAAGACAAGACAUAAGAAGACUGAGAAAAAUGGUUGCGUGACUUGGCUCUUUUGCCCAUCUCCCUGGUCACAUCCAGGGGGAGGAAGCCCCAGACCAGUGGAACAGGAAGUUACACUGACUGGAUGUCCCCCUGCCUGUGCCAACUCUAGGAAAAGAAGGAAUGUUGCAUUUGACUGCACUAAUGGAUUAUAUCCCACAGAUCCCAGUAAUCACUGUGUGGCUGCAUGUAUAGGGAUCAUCCUAGAGUUAUUAAAAAAUACAGAUGUAAUUUCACCCAUAAGCAGAGUGAGAGUUAAGUUCACAAGUAGAAACUGACCAUUCAGACACAUAACAUCUUUUAGCUUGGUUCACUGAGUUCCAGACACCAAUUCCCUAAUCUUUGGGGAGAAAGUGCCAACUGUUUAGAGCAGAGUAAUGCAGAGAUGGCUGGAAAAAUGGUAAAAGUAGACAAGGGGGGAGGGGUGUUACAGGCAGACUUCACAGUAAGCUUUGAACAAAUGAGUCUUGGCUUUCAAACCAAAGGAAGAAACAUUGGGAGAUUUCGGCAACUUCCUUUCCUGACAGUCAUAUUAUUAGCUCUGAAGUUCUAAUGUAUAACAGAGCCUCUUUGACAUGUUAAUUCUACCCUCAUCCAAAAGAACUCACACUGUGCUUUAAACAGAUCCAGGCAGAGGAAAACAUUUUGAUAAGGAAAGUAGCCAGAGUUGAGCCCUAUGGCUUUUCUGACACUUCUCUUUCCAAUACACUUUCCUGUGUUUUAUAACUAAGGAAAGCCAAAAGAUCAAUAGGUUCUGGUUUCAUAAUAUUGUGCAUUCUGAUCCUAAGCCUUUGGCAUAGUUGUUGGUUCUUGUGCUCACAUUUUCGCCAGUUGCAUGUCAUCUCACACACUGACAAGAGCACCUCACCCUACAUGUGCCCACUUGACCUCUUCGAUCUGUGGAAUUGGCACCACCACAGGUGCCUCAUAAUACCUGUUCUGCUUUUGUAAGAACUUGAUCAUUUGGUGUGGCAGUGCCUUAACUUUGGAACACUCUGCCUAUUGAGAUCAAGCAGGUGCCUUCCCUGAGCUCAUUUGGGUGCCUGCUAAAAACAUCCCUGUUUACACAUGCCUACCUAGAUGCUUAGAAAGUUGAAGUAAUUCUACGCUGUUUUAGUACAUUUGUAUGUUUUAAAGUAGGGUUGUAUUUCCCCCCCUUAAUUUUACUGGUUUAUCUUUUGUAAAGUGCUUUGAGGGUUUUUUUUGGGGGGGGUUACAAUCAACCAGUGUAUACAUUUUAGGAAUUAAAAUAAUAUUUAAUAGCUGCUGGGCACACAGAAAGCAGCAUAGGGGGUUAAAUCUGCCCUACUUUGAAACCAAAACCAACAAGCAAAAAGCUUGAUCCUUUAUGAAAAUGAAAAAUGUCACAGCUAGACACCACCAACCUUCGGAUGUUUUUUGAUGAGAACUCCCAUGAUCCCUGGCCAUUGACCAUUGGGGCUGAAUAGGGUUGUAGUUGAAAACAUCUGGAGGGCACCAGGUUGGGAAAGGCUGAAUGGUGAACUUCACUGUCAAAAGGAAAAGGUGCAGUGCUUGGAGUCACAUUUUUACCUAAGUGAUGGAGCUUAGCAAUAGCAAAUUCCAUUCUCUCCACCUCAGAGGAAUGGAUUUUGACACUUACCACUUCCUUUUAAACAUGUUCUAAACAUUUCCUUCCCCCCUAGAAUCUCAAUCUGGAAACAGACCUGACAGCUGCAAAUGGCAAGAAAGUCAAGGCACUUGAACUAUUUUCUUACGCUCUGCAGUACUUCAAGGAACAAGCAUUAAAGGUAAAGGAACACUUCCUGUCCCCAGCUCUUUGUAUUUAUAACUGCGACAAAUGCUGGCCCAACAAAUUUAACCUUGCCAUACUUCAGCCUGCAGCAGUUCUUGAUGUAAACAAAGUGGAGCAGCUGCAGGAGAUGCAGAAACGGUGAUGGUGAUGAGGUGUCCUAGAUACUUAGAUACAACCUUCUUCCUCACCAGCAAGACAUUUCUGCAGAACUCCAUAAUUCAUAUGCUGUUGGUUGUACUCUAGCUCUGUAGGAAUUAAUGAAAGUCGUUUCCGAUAUAAUUUUAAAGUAACCAGAAUAUUUUGGCUACCCCUCCAAGGUCCUCCUACCUGCUGCACUCUGGCUUUAUCCUAGGAGCUCCUUCUAAUAGUCACGGUUACUCAGUGUUCAGAGCCAGUAUACCACUGCGUACCAGCUGCCAGAGGAAAACUGUUGGUCUUGCUUGCAAGCUUUCUAGACGUAUUUGACUGACUACUGCUGGAAAAACUUGAGUCCAGGACAGAGAUGAGCUCAGUGCUCAAAACCGGGGCGGGGGGGGCAACAACCUCCCAAAUUAAAUCCCAACUUUUGUUGCUAUGCUGUGGUAUACUUUGUGCUAUAUUGUUCCUCUCUUCCUGCCCCCCAGACUUUCCAGUCUUUGCAGAAAUGAGCAGACAAACAAAUUCAGGCAGCCUCACAAUGCAAUACAUUUGUUCUUCCAAACAUACAUAUAAUUAAGCUAUGGAACUCCCUGCCACAAGAAGUGACAAUGGGGUUGAUAAAGAUAAUAAUAAUAAUAAUAAUAAUAAUAAUAAUAAUAAUAAUAAUUUAUUAUUUAUACCCCGCCCAUCUGGCUGGGCUUCCCCAUCCACUCUGGGCGGCUUCCAAGUAAUAUAAAAUACUGUAAUAACCUCAAACAUUAAAAGCCUCCCUAAACAGGGCUGCCUUCAGAUGUCUUCUAAAAUUCUGGUAGUUGUUGUUCUCUUUGACAUCUGGUGGGAGGGCGUUCCACAUGGAGGGCGCCACUACCGAGAAGGCCCUCUGCCUGGUUCCCUGUAACUUGGCUUCUCGCAGUGAGGGAACCGCAAGAAGGCCCUCGGUGCUGGACCUCAGUGUCCAGGUAGAACGAUGGGGGUGGAGACGCUCCUUCAGAUAUACUGGACCGAGGCCGUUUAGGGCUUUAAAGGCCAGCACCAACACUUUGAAUUGUGCUCGGAAACGUACUGGGAGCCAAUGUAGGUCUUUCAAGACUGGUGUUAUAUGGUCUCGGCGGCCACUCCCAGUCACCAGUCUAGCUGCCGCAUUCUGGAUUAGUUGUAGUUUCCGGGUCACCUUCAAAGGUAGCCCCACGUAGAGCGCAUUGCAGUAGUCCAAGCAGGAGAUAACCAGAGCAUGCACCACUCUGGCGAGACAGUCUGCAGGCAGAUAGGGUCUCAGCCUACAUACCAGGUGGAGCUGGUAAACAACUGCCCUGGACACAGAUUUGACCUGUGCCUCCAUGGACAGCUGUGAGUCCAAAAUGACUCCCAGGCUGCGCACCUGGUCCUUCAGGGGCACAGUUACCCCAUUCAGGACCAGGGAAUCCUCCACACCUGCCCGCCUCCUGUCCCCCAAAAACAAUACUUCUGUCUUGUCAGGAUUCAACCUCAAUCUGUUAGCCGCCAUCCAUCCUCCAACCGCCUCCAGACACUCACACAGGACCUUCACCGCCUUCACUGGUUCUGAUUUAAAAGAGGGGUAGAGCUGGGUACCAUCCGCAUACUGAUGAACACCCAGCCCAAACCCCCUGAUGAUCUCUCCCAGUGGCUGCCUUAAUAGCCUUAAUAGUUCUGAAUUUAAAUACCUCUGUGUUUUCGAUUAUUCUGGGGAUAAAACAGGGUAAGGCCAUCACCUUCGUGUCCUGUUUGUGAGCUUGCUGAAGGUGUAUGAAUGCCCCAAAUUUCCCUUGUUCCUUCCUAGAUUCUCUUCAAUUAGCUGUUUCCUCUGCUGCCCCACCCACCACCCAUUUUCCUCGUUCACCAGGCAGGUCUGGCCUCACCAUUGGGCAGCACAGGCUGGCUACCUCAGGCGGCGGAUGGUUCAGGGAGAGGGUGCAGCGAGAUGUUGUCAGACGGAGCUGUCUGUGCCCUGUGGCAUCUGCCUCCCAAGUUAAGCCUGCUGUCCUCAGCUGGAGGAUGCUGUCCCCUCCACAGUGCUGAAGUUAGGUUCUGCCGCCAGCUUGGCUGUCUUCUAUUUGUGUUAGGAGGGCAUCAUCUUGUCUUUCACACUAGGCAGCACAGUGUCUUUGGCUGGCCCAUGUCUGCCCAGCAUAUGAUUACUUAGCCCACAAAACCCAAACACCAUUUUCCCCAUUAGUUAGAGAAUCAGGUGCCAGGAGAAGUGCUUCCCUUCAGCCUUUUCCUGCAUAGGUAGUGAAAUACCUGCUAGAUCUGUUCUCUCUUUCUCCAGAUGGGAGAGCUAAGGUGUGCAGUUUUAAAUGGGCCAGCCAUGGUUCCAAUUCUUUGUCACAGAGCAGGCGCUCAUGUGGUGUUCAAGGCUAGUCUGCAGCAGAGCCAGCUCUACAUUAUAGAAUCGUAGAGUUGGAAGGGAUCCUUCCUGAUGGUCAUCUAGUCCAACCCCCUGCAAUGCAGCAAUCCUUUGCCCAUUUUGGGGCUCCAAUCCACAACCCUGAUAUUAAGAGUCUCAUGUUUGCCAAGCUUAAAUAAGCAGAUUGCUAGAAAAUUAACCUACUCUGCUUUUGUGUGUGCUUUGAGUAGGCUUAAUUUAUUCUGUUACAUCUUUCCCCCACCCACAACUACAGCAAGAAAGAUAGGAAAAAAUAUGCUACCCGAUGUCAGGAAUACCAAACUCGGGAUAUGAUUUGCUUGUACAACAUCCCUGGUACUUUCUUUUCAAAUAAAAUAAUUUUCUUGUUUACACCAAAACAGCCAGCGCACCAUACAAUUACAAAUACAUAUACAAAUAGUGACAAGUAUCCCGAAUAGCACAUAACCCAAAUGAAAGUCAUGAUGCAAGGAUUUCUACAAAGGAUUGCCAUAGCAACGUAUCACAUUCAUUUUGACAGCAUUAUGAUUCAUUGGAAUGGUUGCCAGCAUAAAGUGAGCCCACCCAUGUUAGUUAUUGGCUUGUGUUUCAGCAGAAACUGUGUUUUAUAACAAGAUAGCUCUAUUGGCAAGUACUAUCAGGAUGAGUGAGAAACACAAGGGAGCUUGUAUAAAACCAAGAACAAAAUAAUAUGUAACUGAGGAGGUUCACCACUGCAACAGUUCCACAAAUGCAGGGUCUUCCUAAGCAUCACUGAUACAUGCAGGGUCUCUAUAAACACCAUAGACAUACCAAACUUCAAUAUGUAUGAGAACACAUUUUAUUAUAUAGCCGCAGACAAAUAACCAAAACCGAAAACAAAUAACCAAAACCAUACAAUUUCUAACAUACAUAGAAUUGAAAUGUAUGGCACUUGCUUAAAUGAAGGGCAGAAACAAACCAAGAUACAGUAAAAUUGAUGAAAUCUCUUGACAGGUCUUGGCAGCAGAUUGAAGAAUCCGUUAACUGUUUCUGUUAUUAUUGGGACCAUGGGGAGAGGGGAGGACUUUUCUCCCUGUACCCUUUCCUCACUUAAAAACACCAUUUGGUGCCGCCUUUUGCUCCAGAAACAUUUUUUAAGCAUGCUGGACCUAAGGCCAUUUUUAGUAGAUUGGUUUGAAAUGUGGCACAUUCAUAGACCUCAUCAAGUAGAUCAUGGGUACCAAGUACUAAGUUACAAAAGCUAAGCAGAUGCCAUUUUUAAUAAACUAUAGAGGCUUAUAGUGGCAGAGCCUUUUUCGCGUGCAUGUCUAAACUAAGGGAACACUCCCAUGCCUCUUCAACACAGCAAAUAUUUCUCAGCCUGAUUAAUGCUUAGGAGCAUCAAUUUAGAGGAACCUCCCGCUUUCACUACAAAGGCAUAAGGUACACUCUUGUAUUUGCCUGAUUUUGUUUGUGUAAGAUGAAGAACUUGCCCUUCAUCAUGGUAUGUUUUCCUAUGGACCUCCUUGAAGGUGUAACUGAAACCCAGGUUUCGACAUUCUAUGCAUUUUUGGCAUGUCAGCCAGUUAUUUAAACAGCCUGACAUAGACAUAGCAACAGAAACCAUGAAAAGUGCCAAAUUAUUUUCACAGGAGCCACUGGGAAACAACAUCACUUCUAGAAACAGCUGGUGUCAAUUUUGCCUCUCACCACAAGUUUGCUUUCUUUUAUUCCAGGAGCUGAGCGAUCAGGACUCUGGGUUUGAAAACUCAGAAGUGCGCUGGGUCAUCACAGUGCCAGCUAUCUGGAAGCAGCCGGCAAAGCAGUUUAUGAGGCAAGCUGCGUACAAGGUAAGUAUUGAAGGUGACCAUCAGCCAAAAUGGCAGGCAGAGGGAAGCUUUUAUAGCCUCUGAACUGUGCAUCCUCAGUCAGUUCCCUUGUUAAAUGUUUCUUUCAAAAGUCAUGAAAAGUAGGUUUAUUGUUAGGGAGUUGUUUCAUUUGGAAUCGAAAAUGCAGAAGGAAACAAGAUGUUUCUAAACAGCUCCCUACUCUGAUGGGCACAAACUUGCUUAAGUUGCAGACUUUUGGGAAUUAAAAUCAUGUUUUCAAGCCACACCCACAGACUUGGAAGCAGAAAACUUUAAAAGCAGUUGUUCUCUAGAAUAAAACCAGACAGGAACAUUUACAGCAGUCUGGACCCAGAAAAAAAAGGCCAUCUGAAUUUCAUGACCAUCAAAGUGCUGCCUGUAUUCUACCUACCUCAUUGGAACAUGAACCAGUCACUGAAAUAUAUGAUUACAAGAGGUAGGGCUUAUGAAAAGCCAAUUGGGAGCUGGCUUAGAAAAAUGACAUCAUGCAUCAUUGGCAGGACAACCUCUGCCUUCAAGCAAGGCGGAUUAGCAUUUAAAUUGAGAUUUAAUGGUUCAUGCAGACAAAUGAUACACAAAACACUUCCGGGAAGGACCUGAUUAGGGUGAAAGGUGUGUGACAGGCAGGAGAACACAAAGGGAAUUAAACAACCAUGCAUUCUAGUUAGGACUGGUUAGUUUGCAUUCUUUUCUGACUCCCCAAAUUGGAGUGUUGUCCCUUUUAAAAUGAAAGUUAGUUAAAUCAGGCUGAUAAAAGCCUAGGUCAUUAUGAGUGUGAUGGAGAAGGAAGAAUACUUGGUCUUGUGUAGAUUCCAUUCAUGUUAGUAGAGGGGAGUGUUCGACUGGUAGGAGCAUUCAUUUAAACCCCAUAGAAAGUCUCAGAUUCUUCAUGAUGCUUUUGAUCAAGUAAUCAAAGAAGAAAUGACAUAGCUCAGUGGCAAAGUGUUUGCAAGCAUGAGGUCUCAGGUUUAAUCCAUGGCAUCUCCAGGUAGGUCUGGGAAUAUUCCCUGAUUGAAACCCCAACUUAUUGUCAAUGUAGGGAAUAGAAGGGGCAAUACUUGGGUGCAAAGCCUGUGUUCCUAAUCAGUGUCUAGUGAGCAGAAAAGGUCUAAAUUUCUACUCCACCCAGAAUUUCUAGCUGCCCAGAGUGGUUGGGGAAACCCAGCCAGAUGGGCGGGGUAUAAAUAAUAAACUAUUAUUACUCAGAAAUGCCAAAUUCUCAAACCAGAAAGAAUAAUUUUGUAGUCAAACCAAAUUAGUCAUGAUUGCCUACAUUGACUUUCCUCUUUAUUCCAGCGGGGAGGGAGGGUUGUGCAAAAUUUGGUGUUAUUGAUGGGGAUUCAGAUAAUAGACAUUAUUGGGGGGUGGGGGACAUUGAAGGUAACACAGUGGCUGAAAGAAAUUGUGGUGUCUGAGGGAGCUGUUUAAUUUGCAAAAUUCCUGCUCACUGACAGUUGGGAAUGCAACACCACAGGGAUUAUAUUUUGGUUUCUGAAACCAAAAUACAGAAGAGAAUAGGAAGCUGUAUCUGCAUGCACAAGCACCUGUUUCAUGGUCAUAUUUCAUAUGGUCUCAUUACCCACCUGAAUCUAUUUCAGGGCCUUAGCUCAGUAGUGUUCUGCUACUUUACAUGUCCAAUCCCUGGCAUCCCCAGAUAGGAAUGGAAGAGAUGCCUGUCUGAAACCUUGGACAUCUGCUGCCAGCCAGCACUGAAAAUAAACUGAGGUGGCUGGAAUAAUAUUUGACUCAGCAUAAGGCAGCUUCCUAUGCUGAUAAGAUGGCAGUAAAUGGCAAAAGGUGUGAUGUAGAAUUGAGGGGAAAGAAAGGUGGUGCUCACUUUGUAGCUUAAAGAAGCACAUGCCAACCCUCUCACCUUUUGAUCACUUCCUUCUUCAAUGUUUAGUAAAUCCAGAGAGAGGAAAUUGAUGAUCCUUUGUUGAGUCCAAUCCUGUUUCAGUUAAGUGAUUUUAUUCAGACAUAAAUGUGCCCCUGUCCUUUAUUUUAGACAUGUUUGUCUUUGCCAUAUCUGCCUACCAUUUUCCCACUUGGAUUUCGCGUAUUUGAUUGUGUGCAGCUAGGAAGAAUUACACAAUCCACUGGCAGUAGGGUGGUCAGGUGUAAAAGAGGGUAGGAUCCAUGCAUCCUUUGUGAAGGCAAAAUUCCCUCCUCAGCACAUGUAUUGAAGAGGAAAUUCCCUAUUACAUGGGGCAGAAUCCGUGUCCUCUUUUUGCACUUGGCCACCCUAAGGGGCAGUACAACUAUGCAAUGCAUGUUUUCUAAAUGUUUGUUUGGGUAUUUUGAGUAACCUCCUAAAAUGCUGUUUAGACCCCCACAAUCACUUUGAAUAUCUUGUACUUGUCUCUAAUGUUGAGCAACAUUUUUCUCAACAGUCUGUAGUGUGGGAUUGCUAAUGCUAGUGCCAGAAGCAAAUCACUUAAAGGUUCUCAUGGAAGGACACGGUUGUAGGUAAAGCUGAAACAUUAGAGACUCGUGUAUUAUCUUUGUCUGUUGUCGCUUGCCUGUUGUUUGUGUGCAUGUGUACCUGUGGAAUGGUAUCUCAUAGCCGCAGGGAGAAAAAUAGACUAAUGUUCUUGCAGCAUUUCCCAUCUGUGGCGCAAUGGAAUGUUGUUGACUAAUGUCCGCAUCUGUGGUAAUUUUUUUUUGUCUGUGACUGUGUGUUACCAAACAGAUCAAUAAAUAGUGAUGAAAGAGAGCUUAGGAAGAAAUCACAGGGAGGUGACUCCACAAAAGCCGUAUCAGUUCAUAUCUACAAUUGUGUUGUGUAUUGUUGUAAGCUACUUUCUGUAACUUUUGAGGAUGAAAAGUAGAAUAGAAAUGGAUGGGAAGGAGGAACGAAAAUAAGAAAUUCUGAUACUGGGCAGAUAGGACUAAAAGAAGGAAGGAGAUGCUGUGGACUAGCAGUCGGCAGUACAGUGAUUUAUGAUCCCAAAGGACAGAUAUAGGUCACACUGAGCACUCUGAAACGUAAACUACUCCAGACUAAUAGUAUUCUACAUUCAAAUAAGCACAUUUAAGAAAAACAAGUCAUCUUAUGUCUGAAAAAUAUAUUUGGCAGAAGGUGCAGCUGGAAGAGAAGGGAGUAUAUUUUGCAUGACGUCCAUAGCAAUGUAUUAGUUAUAGUGAGCCAUAAUGGCACUUGUCGGUUUGUGGAAGUUGUCCAUGCACAUACCCCACACUAAACAAAAAAAGCCAUCCUGUUUACUACUAAUAAAAUGGUGUUUUGCUACCCAGGAUGUGUUUGCCUCUAGGCAAAUAGUCUACAAUAUGACAAAGUCCUAUAGAAGUGGGCUACACAAGCAAUUACAUCCCCCAUGUCCUUAAAGAUAAUGGCAUCUUCCACAGAUACUUUCCAGAGCAGUAAUGCUGUGUAGCAUCAUGUUGUCUUUCAUACUUGUGACUGCUGGCAUACAAAGAUAUAUCUUAGUGCAUCUUUAAGAAAGGAUGGGCAAUAAGAAGAUUAUUCAUGUGAAAAGGCUAAUGAAAGGGAUCAUAAUGGACACACAUGCAAAUUACAUCUGCAUAUAUUUGCUUGAGAAAUUUUGGCAAGUUUACAUUUUUUCAUUAGGAGCUAGCCAGAAUAUUCUUGUAUCCUGUUGUGAUUGCUUGCUUCAUCUUUUUUCCCUGAAGAAGGGAUGCAAAAAUGUAGUUCACCAGAUAUUGUUGGCCUAUAACUCCCAGGAAGCAUGGCCAACGGUCAGAGGUGAUGGGAGUUUGAUGGGAUAUUGUUGGCCUAUAACUCCCAUCAUCCCUGACUGUUGGCCAUGCUUCCUGGGGCUGAUGGGAGCUGGAGUCUAGCAACAGCUGGAGGAGCACAGGUUCCCAUUUCCUACCCUACAUUCAAAACCCUUCAGGAAAAAUUGUAAUAAAAAACAUUCAGCACCCCUAAGAAUUGGUUGGCUUUUUGUUUAUUUUGAUCUCUUGCUCUGAAAGUUUUUUAAAAGGCUCCAGACUUCUUGUCAAAUAUCCACUAUAAAAUGAUGGAUGGUCUUUGAAUUCUCUGGUGUUGCCUCUUCCUUGAACUGAGCUUCAGGUGCUUAACCUUGAUUGUAGAAAAAGGGAAUGAAUGCUCUUGGUCAGAAGGGUUUUCCUUCAGCUUGACAAUUUUAUUUUUUUAUUUUUGGAAGGGAGACAUUCUUUCAGCUCCCAUUUCACUACAAAUACUUCAACCACAGCAUGUGCACUGCCUGGAAUUUCUGUCACAUGCCAGUAGAAAUCACAAUAUUGCGGAAGGGGCUGUAAUGUUUUUUUGAAGGGACGAAGUUCAACCCUGUUAAUCAAGAAACAGCUAGAGGAGUUAAGAAAUCUGAUGAAAAUUAUCCUGUCCAGUAAUUUCUGCAAGUCUCGUUUUGAGGAAAUGCUCUUGACAGGUAUUGAGGGCUUACAUAUUUAUCUGUUUUCCUGCCUUAACUGUAUUAUCUAGCUUUUACCAUUCAGUCUAUACAGUAUGGGGGGGGCAAUGAAGAAAGCUUGAAGAAUGCUGUUUACUACACACUUAAGUUAUAGUUAGUAGGAACCCCUCAGAACAAAACAAACACAGAUGAUCCGACCAAAAAGGUCUAUGUAUAGGUCAUUAGCAAGUUAAAGACCAAAUUGGAUUUCAGUUUUUGAAUUUACCCAGCAGUCUUGUUUGUGCAAGACUACAAUCCCUUCAGCCCAAUCCUGUAAUCCCAUUCUCCUCAGAUUACAAACCCAAUCCUGAAAAGUAGUGCACUGUCCCUUGUUUUCAACAUGUCCGGUGUACCUGACCAUAUAGUUUCGACUAAGCAGCAACAUUUUUCCUUUGCCUCAUGACAGUUUCCUCUCUUACAUCACAAAUAAGAAGUUUUAUAUGCAUGAGCAGAAUGGCAUCCUCAACUUGAGACGAAGGAAGGCAUGGCGUUAAAGAUAAACUUUUGGUUUGCGUUAUUGCUGAAAGCAGAUAGCUCAACACUCUGCCCAUUAGAAAGUAUCUCAUUUCUUUUUAAAUUUGUUUGUAAUUUGAAUGUUAUUUAAAAUUGGUUAUAUUUAGCAACAUACUAGCCACAUACAGCAUCAAACACCAGUGCUACCUGCACUAGAUCUUUAAAGCAGGACAAUGCCACUUUAAACAGUUGUGGCUUCCCCCACAUAAUCCCAGGGACUGUAGUUCCUUAAGGAUGUAGAGAGUUGUUAGGAGAUCCCUAUUCCCUUCAAAAGAGCUGCAGUUCCCAGAGUUCCCUGGCUAGAUUGUUAAACUGCUCUGGGAUUUGUAACUCUUUGAGGGGAAUAGGAGUCUCCUAACAACUCUCAGCACCCUGAACAAACUACAGACCCCGACUCCCAUUGGACCCAGCCAGCAGGGCCAGUGGUUAGGGAUGAUGGGAGCUGUGGUCGAACAACAUCUGGAGGGCCACAGGUUCUGCACCCCUGCCCUGGUACCACUGCUCCAGGAAUCCCCACCCCCAUUCAUGGCAAGAUAUGAUGGAAUUCUGAAGCUGGAACUAUGUUUGCAUUUCCUUUAGCUUGUAUACAUAAACAUUUUUGUGAUUGGUCUUUGCAGAUGCAGCUUUCCUUUUUGAAGGAACUGGAAUAUUUCAGUGCAGGAUUCCUAGGGUCUCCCCCCCCCCCCCGAAUAUCUGAUUUAGUGUUUUCUAUUAGUAGAAACUAAAGAAGUAUUUUGGAGGGUAGCUAAUGUAUUUGAUAUUUGCAACAGGCAUAUUAUAGUUGUUAUCAGUUCAUUGCUAAUUCCUGCAUCUGGUGUAGAAAGGCAAAAAGAUAUUAGGGAACAAAGGCAAGUGAUGAUUUAAAGCUGCAAUCCCUCACUGCUGCCUUCAUUUUCUGCCUGCAGAAUAUCAAAAGCAGUGCAAAUUAGACACAUUAGCAGUAUUAGGGGAAAUGGAGAAAUCCACUUAAUUGUCACUUGUUGGUAGAGACAGAUUGUUGUCAGAGAAUGGAUUGGUGUUAUUACUGCAAGUUCCUGUGGAUGUGAUUCUUCUGGUUGAUACUUACAAAUUAUCUUUUCUGCAUAAGCACUAAUGUUUGUUAUGAAGCUAUAAUAUGCUAUAAGAUUGCAGCAUUUUUGAAGCCAUAAUUAAUUAAGGAAGCUUAAUUGAUCAUGGUGUUAAAAUGCAUAGAGCAAGAAGCACGUGCUAACAAAUUUCAAUUUACAUUUGCUAAUUGCUGUGGUUAGGUUUGCACAAAUAUACGUUCCAGGCUAAUGGAAUACGCCCCCGGUCCUUCAUUUUUACAUGUAACGCAGCAAACUGCUAAUAGCUUAGGUACUCAAGCAGCGAAGGACCUGUAAAUGACCAGAAACAUUUUAGAGCAUUCGUGCAAAAAUAUGACCUCUGAAACUGAAAGGCUUAUACAGACUAAAUGAGCUAUCAAGUGUUAGCGCUAUCUAUAAAAGCUGUUUGACUGAGCCUCGGCGCUUCAUGGAAUAAAAUAAAAUGCAUCGCUGAUUACGCCCUUAGUACUAUGACUUCAUCCAUUGCACCAAUGCAUCUUGUCUGCGUUUCUGCAGCAGCUGUGGUUUGCGAGAAGUAAAAGCCACACUGCUGCAGUGGAACAGAGUAAUGGCUCUUUCCAGCUUUGGAGGGGGGUGACCUGACAGGAUCAGAAUCUACUGAUCUGGUCAUUAAGAGGUUUUCUUUAAAGGAUUUGUAUACCUAAGGUCAAAACAAAAUAGGACAAAGUGUUGUAAACAGUGAUUUCUACAUCAUCCUGGUACACAGGAAAAGCACAGGCUGCCUCAUUUUUGGUCUGGGAUGCUUGGCAUAUCAGCUUGUCACAUGCACAACAACCACCCCCAGAAGCAUCAUAAAUCCCAUAGGUGCAGUGGCAAAGCAAUCUCAAGGCUUCUGUAUUAGUGUAAUAAGUGGUUGGCGUCCCACAUUGGGCUAAUAACACAGUGAACAUGAUUUGUUGAUACUCCAGGUCAAUUUUCAUGCCCGUUUUUUCCAUGUACUGAUUUCCUCAAAGCCAUUUCCUGUGGAAGCUCCCAGCCUGCUCAGGUUUCACUACAUUCUUCAACAACUCCCAAAACCAAAGCUUUAAAGCAGUUUUCUUUUUUGAGGAGAGUCUUAUGUCCUAAGAUACACCACGGUUGGGGUUGGGGCAGGUAUAUGUUUUGAUCGUCACUAGCAACAUGGCAUGGGGAGGAAGAGUUGUACACCUUAAUGUAGUUUUUUUCCUAUAGGCUUUGUCCCUUCACUCUGGUUCAGAUAUAUUGGCUCCAGUCCUUUCCUACUGGGCCCCACCUGGAGCUCCUGGAAGUGGGUCCCCUUGCUGCAGUUUAGGGUUCCAGGUCUAAGCUCAGGACAAGCUGAAGACCACCAAUUUAAAUGGAUCCAGGAGACUAAGUUCAGGCAUACUUCCCUCUCCUACACACAUGAGCAGAAAUAAAUGUCAGAGAAAAACUGGUUCAACUGCCUUCACUGGUUGAAUUUAUUUUCAGCGUAGCCCUGAUGAGCUGUCAAAUCAAUAUUCAUGUUGACAUGAAAAUAAUUGGUAGCAGAAGGGCUAAAUGCCACUGCUGCCAUAUAUUAGGCAUAAUUCAGUGAGCAUUAUUUGAUUUUCUGUUGAAAUAGUUCAUUCCAAAAGUAUGAUUGCUGCAAAAUACCACAAAUCCUGAAGACUUUGCUUCUUUAUAUCUCUGAUCCUACAAAAUUUAACCUAAAAAUAUUAUUCAACUCAGUGAUCAUUACAAAAGCACUCAAAUAACUACAGAAUUUUCAACAACAAGAGUUGUCUUACUCUCUUGGAUGCAAUUUCCGUGAAUCUCACCUGAUACAGAAGACAAGAGUGAGGACUGCAUUUGCUUUUUGGCUUUCCAAAAAUAAAAAUUCUCCCUCUGAGGCAUCAGGAAAAGCAGGAGCUAGAGAUGAAACAAAUUUAGGAGGGGAUGUCACAUGCAUGUUUGGUAUGUUCUGAGUGCAUGUGCCACAGAAGCUUCAGUCAAGUGGUUAAGCUCAGCACAUGCAGCAGUUGCUUAACAGAGUUAACUUUUACUUUGCAUGCAAAAACACAUACUACGACAUAAACACACUCUGUAAAGUUGUUACAAGUAGGAAUCUCUGAUCCCAGAGAGGGUACUUUGCGUCAACGUUCUUGCUAUGUCAAAGUCCCCAGCAAGUCUGGAGUUCAGCUGCUUCCAAAGUUCUUCACAAAGAAUUCAAUUUUCUUCCGCGUUUCCAAUCAGUCUCCAUUGCUCAGAUCUCCCCAACACUUAACACUAUAAUUUGAGCUGAGCUAAUUUGACCAUCUUUCCUUUGCUGGUUAUUGCUUCCUGUACUUCAGGACAGGAAUGGGAAACCUGUGGCCCUUCACUUGUUGUAAGACUCCUCCCAUCAGCCUCAGUCAGUAUUUCCAGUGGUCAAGGACGAUGGGAGUUGUAGUCCAGCAACAUCUGCAGGGCUGCAGGUUCCCCAUCCCUUCUUUAGGGGUUAGCACUAAAAUGCUGAGAGUUCCCAUGUUGAAUAUGCAGGCUUAUCUCUUUGCUGUUGCCAUAGAUUCUCUCCACACACACCCUUAAUACUGUGGUAUGUUACGUAGCGUACAUACAGUACAUAAUACAACCUUCAAGCUGUUCCCCACAAAGACUGUGCGUGCGUGUUUACAUGCACUCUGUCGUGAUGCUUCUUUUUGUUUCUCUGUGCUUGUGACACAUUGUGAUGAAGGCUAUUAGGUAGAGCCUCUGGUAAGUAUUGCAACUGACAGCUAUGACAUGACAGUGCAAUGCCCCCCAGCCUUGUGUGGGACUAGGAAGCAAGUGUAACUAUGGCAGCACAAGCAGAUUUUUACAACCAUACACAUCUUUUGAUUUAAGCCAUAUUAUGCCUCUCCUGCUGAAAGAGAAAUAAGGAAUCUUUAGUGCUGCUCUGUUUCAAAAUGUUUGCAAAUAGCGUUUUAAAAGAUUCCCAGCACAAAUACUAUCUUAUGUGCCGGGAAAUAAUGUGUACGGUGCUUACAGAACAACCUUACUGGUAGAUCAGAGGAGAACUAAUACCCAAAGCACUCCUAGGAACAUGGCCAGAGAGUGUCAUGGUAUUUUCCUAUCUAGGGGAUUCCUUUUUAGGUUUUAUGAUCACUCUCCAUGGCUUCCAAUGGAAAUGCAUACAUCAGCUCCAGGGCUUGUGUAUGUUUCUUACUGUUUCAGGGUGGGGGGUGGGGUCCAAGCCUUCUCCAAGCCCACCUUGGCCUCUACCACUGGUGGUAUGUCAGGGCUGCUGAGGGUUUCAGUGGUGGGAAAGGUCUUAUGAGGUCAGACCAUGGGGAUCCAUGGAAGGAGCAAGGAGCAUUUGGGUCUCCAGCUCCCACUGAACCAUGAUCUCCAUAUCCCCAGCUUUCUUUUAAAGUUAAGUGUCAAUUAUCUGUAGAACCUGAGUCAUGAAGCAAAAUGUAGAGGCAUGAUUAUUCUCAUUUUUCCAUGAAAAAAUAGCCUGCUACUCCCCUCUCUAGGGUUAACUAUUUCUACCUGAAUGGAGCAUGGCAAGCAAUGAGUACUGUAAAGAAGGAAAACCAAAUCAGGAAAGCUGUGUGCAUUGGUGUCUUACAGCAUUACCUGAUGCCAUGCUAUGAAUAUUUUAUGCUCUCUUGAAAAAAGAAUAGUGAUAGAAGUUGCAGUAUUUCAGAUGCCAAGUCUUCCUUCAGUUCCGUCCGGUAUAUCUGCACAGAAGUGAGCCUCAUUGACUUCAGUAAGGCUUACUCCUAAGUAAGUGGGUAUAUGAUUGCAACCCUAGAUACAUAGAAUCUUCAGCAUUCAAGGAUUAGGUCUGUGAAUUCAGUGUGCAUAACUCUGGCAGGAAAGUGUCUAGCGUUCACAAGUGCAUGGUUAUGUUUUUGAAAGUAUUAUUGGCUAGCACAAAAUCUAGAAAAUUAAGAUAUUCAGGAAUAUAGCAGGUAUUUUAGACUACAAUCCUGUACCUGCUUAUCUGGGAACAAGCCCUAAUAAACUAUAUAAUAAGACACAUAUAGGAUUGUUAUGUUAGCAGCCCAGGUAUUUCCAUCGCACUAGGCAACCUGCAGAACAGAUUAGGUUUCCUUUACAUGAUUUGGCAUUUUAUAUUCCUUACAAUUAGGAAGAGUGUGAGAGCAAUGUAACUGUGUUUUAAUGCUGAUGAGGCAGAGAAGCCAAAGCUAGUUGUCUGUUUCUUUUGGGGAAACUUUUUCAUAAAAUUGAACUAGAUGCUUGAAAAGGAGAUGGAUUUACUCUUUUUAACAUACCUUUUGUUUAUUUUGCUAUAUCAUAUGCAGCUAUGUCAUUCUAUUCAGUAGGGGAAAUGCAUGCGUCUCUCCUAGCUAUGAAUCCUUGAAAUGAACUAGAUGUUCUUCCCCCCAACCAUGAUAUUUAGCAUAUGAAAAUAAGAGAAGUGAAAAGAAAGAAGCAUAGGUGAAUGAAUGAAAACCUCAGGAUUCACAAAGCUACAUCACUGUGAAGGCAGCUGAUCAUUUCCUCUCCCCUCCUUGUUUGAUUCCUUUAUUCACAGGCAGGAAUGGCAUCCCCAGAAAACCCUGAGCAGCUCAUAAUUGCCCUGGAGCCAGAGGCUGCAUCCAUCUACUGCAGGAAGCUCCGCCUUCAUCAGAUGAUAGACUUAAGCAGCAAAGGGCCUGUCAAUGGUUAUAACCCAAGUGAGACCAUUGCCACUGGCUUUACUCCAGGUAGGGCUGAUUUAAUUGAGCUAUGAUUAGUGCUCAACCUAAUUUUCUACUCACCCUUUCUUGCCAAAAUCUUUCGUAGCAAGAUGUUUUCCAAAUUUCCCUGCCAACUCUUGAUUUUCACACUGGGAGAACCUGGAUAGGUAAUUGUCAGCCCUAAUAUAGAAACUACCCGGUCAGGCUCAUUAAAGUGUGAACUUUUCAGCUGUUCCACAGUUUUAAGUGUUUCGGAACAGUGUUAUCAAAUGUGAGCCAGUGCCAAAGGUGGAAUAAAAAAUCUGAGAACGUUUUCCAGAUGGAUAGGGGAAUUCUAUACCCAUGCUGAUUUUAUGAAUGGAAGAGAAUGGAAACAUGCUUAGGUUAAUUGAUCUGUGUCCGGUGGGGGGGGGGGAGCAGCCAACCCAACACCUGUAUUGCUGUAGCUUACCUGGACAGGGGUGGGGCAGGUUGGUUGCUAGGUCAAGGCUGCUUGGACAUACCAGCAGGAGCACCACACUGGCUCUACCUAUGUGCCUGCACAGCCUUCCCCUUGCCAUCAUCUCACCCCAGCCCUGUUUAGGGUAAGCUGUAGUGACGCCAGUCUUGAGUGGGUGGCUCUGCUCCAGCACACAGGCCACUGCUGCCUAAAAGGGAUUCAAAGUGUGGCAUAACAUCUCUGUUGACGAGUGUGAGCAUAAAAUUAGAAUACUAUUUCUUCCAGAUUACCUGUUCCAGGCACUGGGGAAACAAAUGUUUUGAACAUCUGUUGAGACAUUCUCAUGGGAAAGUUCCAUCAAAACAACCAGGAAUUGUGCAAGACUGCAAUUCUGGGGACAGCUGUACAUUAAGCAAGGGAAUAGAGUGGAUGACCUUCCAAUUCUGUGGUUAUAUGCUACUCCUAGCAUGAUAUUAAAAGAGUAACUUCCAACAUGUUGUUUUCCUUGAUGUAAAGAAAACUAUGAUGCCACAUUCAUUCAUAGUACAAAGAGUGCUUGCAAUUAAAACAGUUAUUCUUUCUUUUUUAGUGAUAGUAACGAACAAUGUGCAUAUCUUGAGUCCCCAGUUCACAGAUGGUUUGUUUAACGUAUGCAACUCUCUUAUGGGCCAGCAAAAUAGAAGACGGGAGUUUGCCUUUAUGCUACCAUGACUCUUGAGUGUCUUAAAAUCAGCAAGCAAUUUUGCAGAGAACACAGUGUCUAUGGCGCUGUGCAUAUUUGAAAAAUUGGUAACACACCUGAUCCCCUCUAAAUAUAUAUUUUCAUAUCACAAGUACUAUCCCUUAAUACAGAUUUAAUUUAGUCAGACUUCAAAUUCUGUGUUGAUGCGCCCUCUGCUGGCAGAAUUAGGAUCUUCGUUAGUUCUGAAUAAAUCACAACAGAGAUUGUGAUUUGUUCAGUUAAAAGCCUUUAGCUGCUGCCACUGUCCUGUUUAGAACCAAUUUGUUGUAAGAAUUAAAGGAAUGUCUGUGAAUUGGGGUCAUGGCUUUUAUCCCCAAAACAUUAGGACAAGUACUGAGCAAUAUGAUGACUAGCCAGCUUUCAGUGUUCUUCCAUUUUGCGGUCUGCAGGGUAGACAUCCAACUUGUUCAUGCUUUCUUACAAUGAGUCUUUUGUCUCUGUCAUCCUCUAGCUAAAGAACACAUUCGGCGUAACCGUCAAAGCCGCACCUUUAUGGUUGAAAAUGUCAUAGGAGAGAUCUGGUCCGAGUUGGAAGAAGGUAGUAUCCUUUCCUGAGUCACCUUGGCCCUUGCUGCCUUUUGGUUAGACCUGUCAGCAGCAGCAUCUGUGCAAAAAUGUAGUUAUAUCAUUUGACUCUAAUACAUGGCUUGUGAUUCCUCUUAUGUUAACAGGUGACCGUUACAUAGUUGUUGAUAGUGGAGGAGGGACAGUUGAUGUUACAGUCCACCAGAUAAGGUUACCUGAAGGACACUUAAAGGAACUCUACAAGGCAACAGGUGAAGCUGCAUUCUUCACUCCUACUCAUUGUAGAACAUCUGCAUUUAACCAGUAGAGGGCAGCACAGCAGGGCAGUGCUGCUCACUUGUGCUCUGGUGGGUCACAUAGCUGCUGCUUACCAAACAUACCAACAGGAGUGCCAGAUUGGCUCUGCUGGUGUGUUUGCACCGUGUUGAACUCACCACUGCCUCGCCUCUCUACCUCCUGAUAAGCAACCAACCGGAGGUUAGGUGAGUGGUGGUUCUGUAUCAUGCAGCCCACCACUGAAUUUCAUUGUUAUUAAAUGAAGUGAUGGCAAUGUUCACAGACAUCUGUAUGCUCUGUACCAAGGGAACUCUGAUUCUGUACCAAGAACAAGCAGAUUACGUUGUUGUUGUUACCAUCACCGCCACCCACCCUUUACCGGCAGAUUCUGAAGCACGUUACAGUAAUCUAAAAAUCAAUGUUAAAAAUAGUUAAAACAAAUCACAGUCACAGGAAUAGGGUGGGUCCUGAAAACACACAUCUCAGGUGUCCAAAGCUAGCUGAAAACUGCAUAGGGAAGGUGUCUGAGGGGAGGGAUGUUCAUAACUUAGGGGCUGCCACAAAGAAUGCCCUUUCCCAGACCGUAUGCACCAAACUUCUGAGGUUGGAAGAAUGACCAAGAGGGCUUCCACUGCUAUCAGAGAAGUCUUUUAUGGAAGGAGCCAGUCUUUCAGGUGUUAAGUAAAUUUACAUUGGUUUCUUUUUAUUUAACAUGCUUCCCCCAUCAGUUUUUCAGGAAAGGCAAAGAGCAUUGGCAAACAAAGAGAGGAGGGAGGUUUUGAAAUUUUAGGAGGAGUUGAAGCCAGAAGACAAGAAAUGGGAACUUCAGGAAAGGGGGAAGAGAUUAUAAAUAGUACAUUAAACUUGUGUGCCUGGACCAGAAUACAUAGUACAUUAGUUACAUAUUCGUGUCUUUAAGUGCGUACUCCAUAGGAAGCUUCUCCACUUUGGAAGUUCAUGGAUUCCAAACAAACGAAUAGGGUGUUUGAAAUGAUUGAACAUGGCUGAGUUGGGUCUAUUAAUUUCAGUAGGUCUCCUCUGAGCAACAGUUGAAUUCCACCCAUGUAUCUGAAUUCUGCUUAUGACAUGCUCUUCCUGAGGAUGCUUACGCAAGAAUCACCUCCCUGAAUUCAGAACUUAAUCCCUACCAAGUGUGUUUAAGAUUGCAGCUCCAAGUUUGCCUCAACUGCACACAGUAUGUUUUUCUAUGGCUUGAUUUUCGAGUGCAUAUCGCAAUGCCCAUGCAAUAUUUAAAAUAUGUUGGUUGCAUCAUUCCUUAAGUGAUAUGUUUGAUUAAUGGCUCUAAUUGUCUCUGAUGCAGGUGGGCCGCAUGGUUCCUUAGGGGUAGACUAUGAAUUUGAAAGACUCCUGUGUAAAAUAUUUGGAGAAGAUUUUAUUGAACAAUUUAAGAUCAAGCGACCUGCUGCCUGGGUUGAUCUGAUGAUAGCAUUUGAAUCACGCAAAAGGGCGGCAGCACCAGAUCGGACUAAUCCACUCAACAUCACCCUGCCUUUCUCGUUCAUUGACUACUACAAGAAAUUUCGAGGACACAGUGUGGAACACGCCUUAAGGAAAAGCAAGUAAGUACUUUUAAGUUAACAGAAUCCAAAGAGAUUCUUGUGUUCAUUGCCACACAUGCAAAAAAGGAAUAAUCAGUCCAAGUAAGACUGAAGAAAAUAAAUUCCUGGCAAUAUGUGAAGGAGAUGGCAUUUUAUUGUAUGAAAUAUACAAACUGCUUCAUGGCCUGAGGCAUCAAAGAUAAAAAUACAAUCAAACAAACCCGAACAAAUUCUACAAUAUCUCAGGAUUCAACUUUCUUAAAACAAAAGCAUCUUUGGUUGGCACCUGAACAUCAUGGUAGAAAUAAAAAACUGACAGAAGGCAAACCAAAGCAGCCUUUUCUUCAGCAUGGCUGGUCUCCCGCUUACUCUCCCAUUACAUGAAGGUGUUCUAUUUAUCAUGGCCUUAGCUAAUGUAAAUAAAAAAUCUCAUUGGUUACAUAGUGAGGAUGUGACAUUGGAAUCCUUUCAUUUCCAGCUGUUUGAAACAUCUUGACUUAGUAACAUUAUUUUUGCUAAUUGAGCAGCAUUUCAUUAAAAAGCAUUUCUUUUAAAAGCAAACUUUCUUAUCAUGUCCUGUUUACAGUGUAGAUUUUGUGAAGUGGUCAUCACAAGGAAUGCUGAGGAUGAGUCCCGAUGCAAUGAAUGCUCUUUUCAAGCCUACCAUUGAUGAAAUCAUACAACAUCUCAGUAAGUAUCAAGGGUGUGUUUGAAUGUCUAAGGACUUUUAAAAGACCCACCAACAUGAACAGACCUAACUUAGUCAAUGGGGUUACUCUGAGGAGAACUAACAUUGGUGGGAAAGAAUGCCAAGUGAGUAGAACUUAGUUGGAUACAACAUUCUAGAUCUGUAGAGCACCUAGCCUACUUUGAUUCCUUCACAAUGUCAUUCUGUGAAUCAUAUUGGAUUCCUCUCAUUCCAUUUAGUGAGUUUUCCUGUCAUUUGUCAUUCUGUUCUCUUAAUACCUGCAAAGGUAUUACUGUUAUUCUGACCAUGUGGAUUUCCCUCUCCACCAAGGUGAUUUGUUUGAAAAGCCAGAAGUAACUAAUGUGAAGUUCCUCUUCCUGGUGGGCGGAUUUGCUGAAGCUCCGCUACUACAGCAAGCUAUCCAGAAUGCUUUCGGCUCCAAAUGCCGAAUCAUUAUUCCUCAGGAUGUGGGGCUCACAAUCCUCAAAGGAGCAGUCUUAUUUGGUCUGGAUCCUGCUGUCAUUAAAGUGCGCCGCUCUCCCCUGACCUACGGGGUAGGAGUCCUGAAUCGUUACGUGGAGGGCAAGCACCCUGCAGAAAAGCUGCUAGUGAAAGAUGGCACCCGCUGGUGCACGGAUGUCUUUGACAAAUUUAUUUCUGCUGACCAGUCAGUGGCUCUUGGGGAGACUGUGUCGCGCAGCUAUACACCUGCCAAGCCUUCACAGCUGGUCAUCGUGAUCAACAUCUACAGUUCGGAACAUGACCACGUCAGUUUCAUUACUGAGCCAGGGGUGAAGAAGUGUGGCACUCUGCGCCUGGAUCUCACAGGAACUGAUACGUCCGCGCCAAGCAGGAGGGAGAUCAAAACACUAAUGCAAUUUGGGGACACUGAGAUCAAAGCCAUGGCAAUUGACGUUGCCACUUCUAAAAGUGUCAAAGCUGGUAUUGAUUUCCUAAACUACUAAUGCUCCUCCCCUGCCCACCACCCAUUAGUUCAACACUCUGUUCUCUCAUUUUUCAUGCGUCACCAAAAUGGACUUGCAUUUCAGCCAGAUGGAAAAAGGAGAGAACCAUUAGAAAGGAAACGUCAGGCAUUUUUGUUGUCGUUGUUCUCAAAAUUAUCUGUUCAGGAAUCCGAAAUUUACAUGGUUAUCAGGUGCUAAACAUGAAACGGAAUAAUCCAAAAUGGCUAAAUGCAUUGUGAGAAUUAGUCGUUGAAAUAUCACUGCCCUCUUGAUUGGGAAAACAAAUAGUUUUACUGGAAGUAUUCCACAUGUGCUGUAUUUGGGGCCCCAAAUGUCAAAGCUCAUAUUCAUGGUCCUACAUUGAAGACCCUAAUGCAGCAAAUGGCAAGCUGUCUCACUGACACCAACAAGUGCUUCGGACAGCAGGAGGUCAUCACUGCAGCCCUAAGUUAAAGUGGUCCUCUCAAGUGCUGCUGUUAAUUGUCAGUGGAGAUUUAUAGGUCUUUAGCAGUUUUAAAACCAGACCUCUCUUAUUUAUAUGCUUUAAUACGAGUGCUAGAGGUGAAGUAUCUAGCCUUUCUUUGUAAAAUAUGAAAAAACAGCACUUACCACCCAGGCAAAGUACAUUUACUUGUUGGGGAUAUAUGAUGACUGCUUCUGGUGGCUUUUGCUUCUGUUUUAGCAAACUUCCAAGCCACAAAGCAGAUUUGUUAAGGCUGCAGCCCAUUUAAAGGAAUCAAUUAAAUUUGCAAAACAUUCACUAAGUAUUGCAAGGAGCAUACAUUUCAAAUUAGCAGAUAUGAUACACAGUCUCAUCUUAGGACAGGCACAUCCUUUUUAGGUGAAGGGAAAAAGGAUGAUGUUUGCCACCUGCAGUUUGUAUAAGUAGUUUGUAUAAAUACACAUUGUAUUUAAAACAAUGUGUUGGAUCCAGACUUUGUGAUCUCUAGAGCAGACCCACUGAAAUCAAUGGCACAGGCUAAUUGAUCAAGUGCAGUGAUUCCAGUGGAUCUACCCCAAGUGUUAAUCUAACCUGAUUAAUCCAGGAAUAGGGGAACCUGUAGCCCUCCAGUCUCCACCAGUCCCAGUCAGAUCACCAAUGGUCAGAGAUGAUGAGAGUUACAGUCCAACAACAUCUGAAUGCUCUCCCUGGAUUAGCCAUUAACAUUGCAGCCCAAGUAUUUGAGUAUUUCUUCUUUUUUGUUCAUUGGAAAGAGAAGUUUUUUUAAAAGUCUCCCUUCUCAACAGUUUUUACAAAUUUAAGAAUUCCCACCUCACAUUUUACUUUGGGACUUUAUGUGGUAGGUAGGGAUUUUUAUUUUUUUUAUUUUUAUUUUUUAAAAAAACAUACUUCCAGCUAGCUGUUGGGCAGACCUAAUGCAAAAGAAAUGAAGGGGUAUGGUGGCAGUAGCUGCCCAGAAAGCACCUCUAUUCUCAGGUUGGAGAAAGCAAGGAGCCAUUUUCACUCUCUCUCUCAUACUUGUUAAGAAACAGGAAAUAUAUACUGUGUUGGUCCUAGAAAGUGAGAUCCAGUAAAAGAAAAGGGAUACCAGUAAAAGAAAAGGGCCAACUUAUUUCACCUGUUCAUGAAAGAACUAUAUAAAAUGCUUAUUGUUAUUUAGAAUGAUUCAUCAGGAAAAAAGAAAACAGGUUGUUAUAUCCACAACUCUACAGAGAGUAGUUAGUUACUGUACCUGUCAUUCAUUUGCGUCCAAAAUACCGUAUUUUUUGCUCUAUAAGACUCACUUUUUCCCUCCUAAAAAGUAAGGGGAAAUGUGUGUGCAUCUUAUGGAGCAAAUGCAGGCUGCGCAGCUAUCCCAGAAGCCAGAGCAGGAAGAGGGAUUGCUGCUUUCACUGCGCAGCAAUCCCUCUUGCUGUUCUGGCUUCUGAGAUUCAGAAUAUUUUUUUUCUUGUUUUUCUCCUCCAAAAACUAGGUGUGUCUUGUGGUCUGGUGCGUCUUAUAGAGCGAAAAAUACGGUACUUGCUUUCCCAUUCUCUUCCAUUGAUGUAACUGUAUACCCAGCCCUGAAAAACAUAAGCAAUGAAGUGGGCCAUUUCCAGCUUUCCUCCUCACCAGCUUCUGUGAUAAAGUACAUCCGGAAGAAGCUUAAAAUCUAUUGGGGGGGGGGAGGAAUUGCCAGGAGAUACUGUACAUAUUGGCAGGACAGCUGUAUUGCAUUUGGCCUGCAGAGGGAGCAUGAACACUCUUUCUCCAAGAAAUGAGAGACUCUCCUGCCCCUGCUCCCACACAACCUAAGAAAGGAACAAGGCACAUAUCAUGAGCACUGCCAGCUUCAAAACUCUCAAAAGCUUUAGGCAACAAACUAGAUCCCUUCCCGGUGUGAAUUAGAGCAGCUGAACAUAAGAAAUCCCCCCAACACAGAAGUUGCUUUAAACUGUGGUGUGAUGUGGCAGUUUUGCCAUUACUACAUACCAAAUGUGAUUAGAGGUGGCUUGGGGAAAAUAUGUUUCUCUGUGCUGCAGGUCCUUCAAGACUGGCAAUUUGCAGCGUGGAGGCAGCUUCCAUGCCAUGCAGUCUAAAGCCACAAUGCAGGGCUUUUGAUAUGUAGUCACUUCCAGAUAGACUGGAUUUGCAGCCAGACACCCUCAACACCGAUGGAGAAGGUCAGCCAUGUUUCCCCGCCCACAACAUUUUGAAAACGCAUUGUGAUCCACUGAACCCCAGUCAUGCAUCCAACGCACCAGAACGUUAACCGUAAUUGUGUAGUUACACCCUUUUCCAGUUAGCUAUGCAUGAGUGAAAAGCCAUAGACCCUUUUUACUUUUAAAAAUGUAAGAUUAUUGAUCAGGCACUUAUAUUUUAGGGGCCAUUGUGCAAAUGCUUAAAAAUUCAGUGAAGAAUUUUAAAGGGGCCCCAUUUGCAUUAUAUCCAUUAUAUAAUUCCCUGAUAGAAUGUGAAUAAGCUUUGCUGAAUUAGCCAUCACAGGAAUGGACUGGAUAAUUCUAGUCACAGUAUCUAGCUUGCUGUUCCUUAAAUAAUUAUUCUACUGAAUAAUUAGAAAGUGUGCAUGCUGGCUUUCCUUUGUUUUCAUCCUGUCUGCUGUGUUUUAAAGGCAAACGUUUUGUUUUUCUGUAUGUGUAAGUGUGUGUGGCCUUCCAUGGUUUACAAAUAAGCAACUCCUUUGGGUGAGCUAUGAACAAUAUUACGUGAUGUAUAUACAAUAUUUAAAUAUUGUACAGAUGCUUUCUUUCUAAAGUGCUAUUUUCUUGUACAGAGUGCUCUUUACCUCUGUUGAUUUGCAUUCAGUGGUUAAUUUUAAAUAACAUAGUUUCACAGUCUGCUUCAGUAAUUAUAGGCUUUUAAAGAUGGUGAGAUAUGAAAUGCACAACGAUGAUCUUGUAAUAACAGGAGGGGAGCAUGAAGAGUGUCAGACAAUCCCACACUCUUCUUGCUAUGCAAAGAAUAGCAUACAGAAACACCUUUGGGUUUUGAAUUCUUUUUAACAGCCCCAGUUCCAUUUGAAGUACCGUAAUGCAUAGGAAUGACAAUGGUUAAAGUCCUUUUGUACAUCAGGUCUUCUUCUCCUACCUGAAAACUAGGUGAUCAUUUGGGGCGUUUAUUACCCCAAAUGAUCUCCAGUUUCAAACCGUAUGCUUUAUUUCAAUGAUAUCUCUUUAUUCCUAGAUUCAGGCUAAACACAGACCACCAGCCACAUAUGGAGAGUGCAGCUUGCUGCCUGCCAGGUACUCUAAAAAAAAUAGAGGGAUUCUCAAGUACCAGAAUGGCCACAAAACAUGGCCGGUUCAUUGCAUUUGACUUGGUGAUUUGCCAGCCGUGCAGGCCCCUACUAGACUAGAACAGAAUGCAUAUGUCGUCAUAAGCUAGAACACCAGGGGUGGCAAGCUGGAAUGGCAAAAGAUUGCUUGAUAUUAAUUGUGUUGGACUCCUUUCGGUCUUCUACAUCUUCUGAUAGGCAAUUGCUGCCUGGAAGAUACAACACAAGAUCAUCUUGCAUGACUGCUUCCUUGCUUUGUGACAUGGCUCUUCCCAGAAUCCCAGUUGUCUUGGAAGAGCAUUGUUUCAAGUUUUUGCAUCUUUGACAUGCAGUCAAAGGAGCAGGGGCCUGGUAUAACCAAGCACCUGCCAGGGCCAAGGAUCCCACCACCAGUCUUUCAAGCCCUGCUACAUUGCUUCCUUUUGCAGCUUGUCCCUGUUCACCUGCCUUCUCUGAGUGAGCAAUAAGCAAAAGAGCAGUAACCCAACACCUUAUUGUCUCCGGCUGGGAGGUGCUGCACUGGGAAGAGAUUUCAUUCCGCAGGGACUCCUGCAAAAUCCUUACCAAACACUAUUAAGUCCCCACUGCUGGAAACUGCCAAGGUGGCAAGAAGGAUCCAAAAAGGACAUAGAUAAAUUGAUCUCUGGUAGUGAGAAUCUCCUACCAUUAUUUCAGCCAUUAUUUCUGUAACUGUCAGUCAUUUCUGAUCCUUUACAGCAGCAGAAUGCUAUCUUUAUAUUCUUGCUCAUUUUCUCCUUUCCAUAACUGAGAUAGUCUCAUUUGCUUCUUUUCUCCCAGUCACAAAACAUGAUUAGAUGGCCAGUCCUCAGAUUACAUUAUAUAUUUAAGUUGACAAAUCAGCUCUUAAAAUGUUAAACUCCCUUUUCAUCACACAGACAAAUUUUAAAUGUGGAAUUCUUCAGUUUUCUAGCAUACGUUCAAGAAAAUGUUCUCACUACAUUGUCUUUAGCCAUUGCAUCUAUAUAUUUUUAAAUAUGGGAUGUUUCCCUAAUACAUUGUUAUUAGAAGCAUGAUUCCACUUUCUGUAUGGAACACUACAAAGUGUACUAUAAAACCUCUUACGCUUUCUCUUCUGUGAACAAAAGUAUGUAAAAAAAUUAUGUGUAUUAGCAUAUCUGCAUCAGUAGCACAUUUGAAUGUCUUAUCAAAAUAGCUGUCAUUCCAGGUUAAAAGUGCUAUAAACCUGCAAUCCUGAGAUUUCGGUCUAUAAAUUAUCCACAAAAUUAUCAUACCAAACUUUUUAAGUUUUCCAUCCUGUUCCCUAAACUUCUACAGGGAUAUUAUUUCACUUGGAUAGUAAGAUAAUUAUAUUGAUCUUGGUGAGCUAAAUUUUGCAUAGCAAUACAGCAGUUUACAAGAAAGAACUUUCGGAUGGAGGUAUGUGAGUGAUCUGAUUAAUUCCCCUGAUGUAAUUUCCUCAGUGUGCUUGCAGCCAAUGAAGGGAGGUAACUCGUGGAUGGCAGCAGCUCCUUAGAAAUACAUCAUGCAGCAAACUAACCUCUUAAGGCUGUAUUCUUGCCCAUCUGAAUCCCUCUGAAGUACAUGAAACUAAGGCAACUGCAAAUACGUUGGCUGAAGUACUGUAUGGGCUACUGAACUGGCUGUUAUGUGUACUGAAUAUUUAAAUAUAAUCAGACUUCAGUAACUAGUUUUUAAAACUCUGCUAUAGCACUGUUGCUAUUAUUGUGAGAUUUAUAAUUUUUAAAAAAGCUUAUUUCCCCCACCCCAUCUUCAUCAGCCCCCCAAAAGCGGUAUAAUUUUGCUGGGCAUGCUCUCUGCCACUUAGAAUCCAUCCCUAUUCUCCCAAAUUAUAGCAAAUUAGGUUUGGUGUCUAAGGGAACCUUUUAGAAAUAGAAUGUGAUGCUAUACCUAUAGGCUUUUGUAUGAGCCCUAUGCUAAAUUUAAAGGAAGUGGCACAUGAAUGUUCACUUGUAAGUACCGUAGAAACUGGUAAAGUGAUAGAUGUUUGCCAGAUGAGAGUAAGAAACACAAUUUUCCAUGUGUUUUCUGCUGCAGGGUUGGUUGAUUGUUGUUUACAGAUCUUGAUCAAUAGAAAUUUAAGGGAAAGGUUCUGCUCUGUGCCAAAUUACAGAGACCCAAACUUUUACCCUGACAGCAAAACUUGCUUUGCUUUCUGUGGAAGUUUCCAUCUGAACCCAAUCAUGGAAAACUAAAGCAACUUACCAUAAACCUGGACAUUAAAAAUGAUGGCAGAGUUUAUAAAAUACUGUGAGUUGGAUGUGGAUUAAGUUGAAUUUAGUUCCCAUUGAAAUAAGCGACAUGAUUUAAGUCAUGACAAAUGUUUCAUAUUGAUUUCAAAAGGAACUAAAUUCAACUAAGUGCAGUACUAUACAUGUUUACUCAGAAGUAGGCCCUGUUGAGUUGCCAGGUAAGUUGGUAUAGGAUUGUCUUAAACUGGAUCCAUCCCAGUGCUAUUAAAGAAACCUCAACCAAUGCUCUAAGCACCUUGCAGUAAUCCAAAUAAACAAGCAUUGAAAUAUAUUAUUAAAAGAUGUAAUUUUCUUGCAGUGAUGUAACGGCAGUAGCAAAACUGCAUUAUUUACACACUUUAAAAUCCACAGCACAUUGUGUAAAGGUUGUUGGGCAUAAUGCUACAAUAUUCAUCUCUGCUUUGAUAAUUCAUCAAAUAUAUUGUAAAAAAAUAAAUAAACAUCCGAUCAUUGUAAUCUCAUUCAAUUUCUUCCCUGUGCAAGACUACAAACCUCACUUAAAGUCCUGGAGCAGAUCACAGCUUUUCACUGUUGCAUCUUCUGAGUACUGUGCUCUUCAAAAUGUGUCAAAUAAAACACAGUAAACUGUG